This is a messenger RNA of Xyrichtys novacula (pearly razorfish), 48116 nucleotides long. The record is from the annotation of a GenBank genome assembly. NCBI's taxonomy places the organism in Eukaryota, Metazoa, Chordata, Actinopteri, Labriformes, Labridae.
GGACAUGAUAAGCUCUAUUUCUGUCUGUCGCUCCUCUUACUGGAUUGGUGUUGUUUUGCUGAGAGUUAUUUGUACACUGUCUAUUUUGAUUGUCAAUGCUUUUAAUGUUUGGUAUUUGUGUUUUUAUGCACACGAGGAGAAUAAUGAAAGAAUGAAAGAAAGUAUCAUGAAUGUUGACUGCAUGUGUCUGCCUGUAUAGUUAUUAUUGCAACACAGACAGUUUCAUAAUUAAUGUGUUUAGCCAACAGAAAUGUAGUUUUAAUCAGGUGAACACAUAGCCAAAGUUGGCCCUCAGACAUUUACUACAAACUUUCUUCACAUAGCUUCAUUUGCACAGUGCUGCUUAUAUUUAAGAAUUGUACAAACAGACUACUGGGAAAUAAAGAGGCCCCAAAAUUCUUGAUUUGGUGGCAAAACCUGAGAUGUUUAAGGUCAGAGGAGCAAAACGACUCAUACCAAGGAUAUGGAUGCAAUGACUUUCCCACUUUUCCAGAGGGAAGUCAAGAAGCUUUAAAGGGAGGUCGGCCCUCUCCUGUUUCUACACAGGUAUUGUUGAAAACCGAGGAGGGGCGGUUUUCAAGAUGAACAGGCUCUCUCCCCAGCAGACUAACUAAACAAAAACUAUUAUAUGCAAAUGCUACCCGACGUUUGUCUGUUUACUCCUGUGAGCUAAAGUCUAGUGUUCAGCAGCCUUAGUUACGCUUGAAAACUCUGAAAAUCGAGCAAAAGACGCCGGAACAGCUUGAGUAAAGCGGCCCCAAGUGUCUUUAAUGAUGGCUGUUGCAUUGGCCGGCUACACCGGUACGGAGGUCACCACCAGGACGGCCCGGUGCAGCUGUGUAUGCUGCUUUUCUCCAGCCGUCCUCAUUUAAGUUUUGUUCAAACGACAGUUUUCUUACCUUGUCACGUUCGGAAUUUUUCCGGUAAGUUGGGUCCACAAGUUCAUCAGGCAAACGUUACAGAAAGCGGAGAAAAAGCCACACACGACAAUCCAGACGGUUCAGAGGUGAUUCAACCGACUGGUUGGUCCGGGCGGCUCGUGAUGUCAUCGCUUUACUCCAGCAGGUAAUGCGCAUGCGCCAUCUUUUUGCUAACGUUCUAUUGCUGUUGUACUGCGGACGUAAAUAAUAUUAUUUAACAACAAUUACAACAACAACAACAAUAAUAAUAACAAUAAUAAUAAUAAUAAUAAUAAUAAUAAUAAUAAUAAUUAAUAAUAAUAAUAAUAAUAAUGAUAAUUAUUAUUAUGAUUAUUAUUAUUAUAUAUGCCGUAUGAACUAAAAGCUAAACAGGUAUAAAUAUUCAAGUUAUGUCAAAUGCACCCUCAGUGACUUUAGCCCCACUUACAGGUCCUGUAAGUUACAGUUCGUUAAUUUUUUCCUGUAAAUUCUACCAAACCUGUUUUCAAUAUGCUGUGUUCACUGUGCUGCAAUAACCAUACCUACAAGACUCAACCUUUAAGUUUCAUGCACAAUCCAAAAGAAAGAAAAGUGUCUUCACAGUCCCUCUCCACAACUGCAGUGUACUGUUUUUAUUCAUUUGUGUUCACAGACAGUGAAAAAAUAGCACACUCUCGGCAAACAUAUAGUCAAACAUGUGGGUGAGCCAAGCUCAGGCUUUUGGAUCUUAGCUGGGUUAAGGUCCAGAGGUUGUCACUGUAGAACUUAUUUGAAUGUGACAUAGAGUUACAAAAGUUAGAUGGUUAAUGGCAAGGGCACCAUUGCACCUCAGAAAAAGUAUUGACAGAGGAAAUAACUUGAUUCACUACUGAAUAUCAACAAAAAGUCUAAAUGGAUUCAUUAUCCAGUAUGUUGAUACAGUAAGGGUGAGACAGAUGAUGCUAUGGAAUUUGAUCAAAUACAUUUUUUUACACUGUGAACACAAAAAGUUUAAAAAGACAGUUUUUCCACACUGUUACUGACUGUAAGAAGAAACCUUAAAACUCCCUAAAACUUUGAGGAAUAUCUGAUUAUCGCUCAAGGGGUGGACUACAUUGUGAGUCAUGAGAGCAUUUAAGGAUGGUCCUUUGGUGCUCUCUGGUGGUACAGAGGUAAUUUGCUGAAAGUGAGCUAUGAGUUAACCCACAGCAAUGAUUUUUCCUUUUUUGAUUCUGUCUGUCACUGGGUUUAUGAUUCCUGUACCCGGAGUCUCCACAGUAACAGUUCAUGGAGCUGCCUCUGCUUUUGAAUAGGAGGAACAAGCUGGUGUAAAGGUUGCUUAAUAUACAGACACACAAUAAGUGUUACCCAUCAGGAGAUUAUUGAUGAUAAAUGGUUCCAUAACUGUAGUCAACAACUAUCCAGUUUAUGUUAAUCUGAUACUCUGUUUGGUGAUUUGUCACUAAAAAUAAAACAGGACAUUUGCUUUAUGGCUAUUCAAUCUUCAAGGAGGUAUCUUUGAAGCAAGGCACCAUGAUGGCCCUCUGUCCAAAAAAUCAAACAGAUCAAAUCAAUUGACCUGCAACACUUGAAGAAAAAAAUGCCAAAUUGCAAAAAGAUUUGAACAGACUGGAUUAUUAGGACUGUUUGAAAUUGAUAUCGGUCAUAUUAAUUUCUGUUGUUUAAAAAAAAAGUUUUAAAAGGAACUUCAUUCUUGACAUUGUUUGAAUUAUUUUUUUGGCCUUGAAUUGCAUUUUUUUUGUGUGUUAAAUACUUGUCUAACUGACAGCCUUAAAGUUUCUUCUUGUGUUCCAGCUUUCUGUAGAUCCUAACAUUUUCCAUGGCAAAGAAAAAAUCCCUAUGCCGCGACCAGGUCAGCUCGAUAGAUCUGGCUUAUGGAAAGACUUUCGUAACCAGUUUAAAUGCUAUGUUAGGGCUAACCUCAGGACUGAAAAGACCAUGGCUGUCCAACUUAGAUUUAACCUGAUUGGUACAGCUUGAUGGAGCUACCAGAACAUUGCAGAAGAAAGAGAGGCUGCAUAUGGGCUGUGCUCAGAGGAUGCUGCAGCCAUUAGCAUUAGGCUUUGCACAAAACCAUACAAAUUAUAUAUAUGAGAAAUUCUUCAUCAUCUGUGCUGACCGCAGUGAAACAGAGCAAGACGAGGAGAGUGGAGAUCUUCACCAAUGCCCUGGGGGAUGCUAGUUGGUUCAAAAGCUCCUGGAGGCGCAACCUCAAAUUCUGGCAAGAGUUUAUGAGAUUGCACACAGGUAUGAGACCAUAAGAGCUAUAACCAUUUUGUGUGUUCAGAGGGGGUGUAGCUAUGCAUUAGCCACAGCACAUGAACUCUAUUGUGCAGCUGUGUAUGAAAUGAUUGAGAAUUGUAUAGAAUUAUUGGAGCUGAAGCUCGUCCAAAUGUUCACCAGGUGAGAUAAAAAGCCCACACUGGUCUGUUUCAUCAGCUGGAUUUUAGAACAGCUCAGUACAGCCCAAAAGACUGACCUUGUUUUGCACCAGUGUUGGAUUGGAUGGAAAAUAAGAACACAAGACCACCAUGGGCUGCCUUGUUGGCUUGUAGCCCUGCCACCAAAGCAAACUGGGGGUUAUGGAAAAGAUUGUUUCAGAGAGAUGAGGAGCUAUUGAGAGACUUCUACAAUACUAAAGGUAAGGUGCACCAUACAUGCAGAUCUUACUGACACACAUUCUGCAAAGCACUGAUGGAGCAGAUGCAUGAUGGUCCACUUUGGAGCAGAGAAAACUCUAGAACCUGGUACAACAUGAGGGAGGAUGUCACUCUGUGGUGUCCAGCAAAUGGACCACCCUGCCAUUCAACAGUGACCUCUUCUUGGAGUGUUUGCAGGGCACCUGGCAUAUUUAAAGGCUGGGUUUGUCUGUAAGCAGAGUGAAGAAUGUUCAGACAACUUGGUAAAAAGUUAUAAAAAAGAAAAAAAAAGAAGAUUUUGUGUCAUUUUGAUCACUAUGUAAGUGGUGUUAUGGUUACCAGUACCACUAUUAGCCAUUAAAAUAUAAGGUGAGUUACUAGUGGCUUUUAGAAUCAUUUGGUUAUGGGUUGACACCUAACAUUGAGACUUCAGUGAGUAUACCCAGGGCUACUGUGUAACUUUUCUCUCUGCAAAAUAACCAGGGGGUAAGCUCAGCACUUUUGGCUUUACUACUCUGACCAGGUUUUCCUUCCAGAAUUGUGUGCAUAUUUUUUAUUUGACAUCUUAUUAAUGCACUGGAGUGAGUAAUGUGUGGUAUUUGACAUUUUCGCCAUAACCCCUUCCCCUCUUUUACCACAAGAUGGCGUGUAUGGGUCUGUCUGGAUGGGAUGAGCUGAUAUGGAGAAUGUUUGGUCUGGUAAAUCCUAAACUUACUUUAUUGAUAUUUUUCUUAUGCUGGAGUGAUAUUAUAUUUAAUUAUCAUCCAGAGUGGGGGGCAUGUUGUUAACUGAGUCUGUCCCUUUAAAAAGGGGGCCUUUGGGUGUUGGAGUUGUAGGAGAUGUUGUGUUGUAAAGGAACCAAAGCAAAAUAUAUAUGAAACUAAUCUUUUACUUGAACUUUACUUUCAGCUACUUUUUAACUUUAAAUUGUUUAUUUCAUUUUCUGUAAAAAUAAUAUUUUGAUGCUUUUGUUUAAGCCAUUUGUUUGCAAUUCCUCAUGCUAUCCUUUAUACUGUCUUUGAUCACACUUACUUUAUUUAUUUACUUCUUUAUUCAGUUAUUUUUGGUUGGUUUAUUUGUACUUCACAGGCCCUUAUCUUCUAAUCUGUUUUUAUUCUGAUGUGCUGUUGUCUACCUUUUUCCUUUCCUUAUUUCCCUUUUCUUUUUCUUUUCCUCUCUUCUUUAUUGCCUACUCUAUGACUGAUGAUUAAUCUCUCCUUUGCUGUCAUUGUUGUCACUUACUCUGGUUUGUCUUUUAAAGCAUUUUGUAAACUUCUGUUUUUAAGAAAGGUGCUAUAUAAAUAAACUUAUUUUUAUUGUUAUUCUUCUUAUUAUUACUUGUAUUAUUUCGAAAGGGGCUCUGGUAAAAAAAAGACUCAAACAAUAAAUAAGAAUAAUUAUAUCAAAUAAUUUAGUUGUAAAAGAUAGUACCGUUUUAAGAAGCGAUCGUUGUAAAAAUCAGUCGUAGGUAAAGUAGUGCCGUGAAACGUGACGCCACAUUCUUCACAUUCUACGUUGACGUGACGCCCCGACCACUGCGGAGUAGCCCCGCCCCUCCCACCGUCAACAACUGGAUUCCAGCUAUUUGUAUUUUCGUCAACUAGCACUGCUAGCUCGCUAACGAUGAUUCAUUGCGAUGGCAGAGAAAUGACCUAACCAUUUUCAAUGGAUGCUUACUUGCGUUUUUUCGUUUAAAACACACUCCACCGAUUGCUUGUGCCGAUGUGUAGCCAAUGCAAGCCAAAGGACCGUCAAGAGCGGAAAAAUCGCACUGCAUACCGUCCUUUAGCCGCCUCUGAAAGCAGCUAACGCAGCUAACACCUUCCGUUGGCUGGCUGGCUGACAGCUGGUCCAGUUAGCUACGUGCCUUCGACAGAAACGUAGCAAAGAUUUACUCCCUGAAACAAUGAAUUGUCUCUGACAUUGGUGAGUACAGUUUACAUAACAUGUCACAGCAAUACCGUGUCAUUAUCUGUUACAUGUUUUUUUACUUGCUUUAGCGGCGCUUUUCGAGUAAAAGUGACUUGCUAACCAUCGGCUUGUUUGUAGCAGCAGCUGCACAGAGCCACGCCUGGGCCAUUUAAAUGAACGCUGAUGACAUUAUGUGUUAUAUUGGUUGUCAGCUAUAUCACAAUGCGCAGUUGGGCGGUGUUUAAAGUAAUUUCACUUUCUGCAAUUUCUGCUUUCACUGUGAUGCAGAGGGGACUGAGGCCCAGUUGGUUGUCACAUUGGAGUAACCAGAGCCCAUAACUAGAGAGGUGGGCCUCGGUUGUCUCUACGGUGGUGACAUAGAAGACAAGUUGGUGAGCCGCGAGUUAACCUGCUGAUGCACCCCCAGUUCUGACCUGCAAGAGCUGCCAUUAUGAUGCCGGUAAGUGCUUUAAUUCUUUGCUGUUUGUACAAUAGAGGAGUCACUGGCUCUCUAUUUAAAUCUCUAAUGUUGCUCUCCAGACUGUGGAUGAAGUCAUGCUACAUCAAGGUGCUGCUUUUUGUUUUUCUUUUCUGGUCCACAUGAGAUUUACGUUUACAUUAGCAUCACGAGGAACACAGUUUAAUCUCCAGACUGUCACUGAUCACCUAGGUCAAAAGUUCAAACACUUGGACUGUUAAGUUUCCCACUUCACAGCAGAAACUAGUCUGGUAAUAAAAAGCUUAACUUAAACUGCAAUGGUUUUACAUGUAGUACAGUACAUCCUCUGCUAUUCAUAGUUGCAGGAUUUAGAUCAUGGAUCGAUCAUGUUGAUUUAAAGCACUAAAGAAGUAUCAGAAGGUCUCACAAAGCCUUAAAAUAUAUUUAGGUCAGUGUCCUAGAAAUGAUCCUUCAUAGAAAAACCCUAUUACUAAAAUUCUCUAAAUAAAUUUAUUACACACUACUAUACAUUUUUCGUGGAAAUUUAAUUCCCCCUAAGUCUCAAAAACUAUUAUGUAUCCUCUUUAAUUUGUAAGGGACCAUCUUCUUUCAGCCAAAACUUAUCUGUAUUUAAAAGGUUUUUAAAUAAGGAGUUUAUUUAAUCUAAGCCCCUUUCAAACACACUACUAAAGAAUUGCCAACAGUUUUAAACAAUAGUAUGUCAAGACAGACUAGGAGUAUUAGAUAAAAGUCAUACAAAGCAUACAACAAACAACAGGUACAAAAAAAGCUGAAACAAAAAAGGUUUAGGCAUUUAAAUCAAACUCAACAGUUCAUAUCAGAGCUCUCCCAAGGAGACAUAAAAAAAGAAUAAAAUUACUGUAUUUAGAAUAAGGCCCAUUUUGCCUGUAAUGAUAAAUCUGUCUUUUAAAAUGAUGGAACGAUAUGAAACUUUUCUUUAAAGCAGAAGGUAGGUUUGAAGACUUGAAAUAAUGUGGUUCUGUUUUGACUCGAAUAACAUCGUGUGUUGUGAAGAGUUGCACACCUGAACCCCUCUUGCAGCUGAGCUUUGUUGGGACCUCUUUUGUUAUCUCUAGUGCUGAGAGUGCAGUAAUGGAUUAUGGGAAAGGUGAUUACAGUCUUUUUUAGCCUUCAGGGAGGGGCACUCUUACAUGGGAAAGGUUUACUGUAAGUUCAGUUAAGCGUCAUAGAUGACAGAAUCUAUUUUUGCCUCCAAAUGUUAGUGAGUAAGUGGAAAUACAGCAUCAUGUCUUCAUUUCAAACAGCUUUACACUUCAGCCUCAGAGAGGCUAUUAAAGACUCAUGAGUACGCCGUUAUGGAGAAUUAUCGGAGCACUGGCAGGAUUGACUGUGAUGGGGGCUUCAGUGAAUGUUUGUACCCUGUGGCACCAACAUGCUAUCAGAGUCAAAGAGCCAGUGGAGCAGAGAGGCAGCGGCCCUGCACUUGGGUCUCGCGUGACUCCGGCGGCCAAUGAGACCGUGGCAGAUCUAGGUCUGUGUGGCUGCAUCGACUAAUGCUCUGUUGUUAAGGGGAACUUUUGAGCUGAGUAGAUUGUCAAGUGGAAUUAAUCUCACACAGUGGCGCUGAGCACAGUGUGACUUACAGGACAUGUAAACAUUGAUUCUCACUGCUAUUUAGAUCAGUUUUUGAAUAAUGCCAGUGAAACCACAGGAGUGGUAUCAUAAAACACCUUUUGUUAAACAUCUACAUUUUUAAACCGGCACUAGUUUGUCUGGUAGAAAUUUUCCCCAAACAUACUUUUAACAGAUGGAAAUAGUUAUUUUGUCAUUUACUGAGCAACUUCCAGGACUGCUAGGUCUCCUUUUGUGAAUCAGUGAAGAAGUAUACAUUAUUGAUUAGAUUUUAAUGCUGCAUAUUAGUCAGCCGUCAGUCAAAGGAGAACGUCCUUUUUUAAGAGGAGUAUUUCUCUAAACCUUUUUAAAAGUGAGAACAAGAAAUUCUCAGAUCGAAAUGUGAAGUAUCAAUGAUUUUAUUUCUUACAGAGUUGCCAGACAUAUAAGCUGGGCUAGAUUAGUCUCUAAGAGCAGAGUCAGUGGAGUCUUAAGUUGGCUUAUAUCCAGCUUAAUAACAGAGAACAUCUUUUUAGGAUUUCUAUUUAAACCUUACAUUGAUGUGCACACCAGCUUAAGGAAAGAUUAUCUUAUGCAUAUAUGGCAGAAAAUGGUGUUAUUUCUCAGUGAUUUAGUUUAAAUGAUCAUGUAAUUACCUCAUCCUCUCUCCAUAUGGUUCAGUGCCGUUUUAGCCAGGAGACAGGCAGUAUUUGGCGUUGUCUGUCUGCAUGGAAUAUCUAGAUUACAAGUUAUUAUCAAGCGAAAGGUUUUUUUUUUUGGCUUUAGCUGUUUUUGUCAGACUAGAUUAUGAAAAGUACCAAAUGCUGAUCAUAUUAUUACAUUAAAAUACCCUAGUUUUUUCCCCCAAACACAUUUAGGGAUGCAUUUGUAAUGAUUGUAUUGUUCAUUGUGUUUUAACCUGGGUGGAUGAGGUGGGACUUGAAUUGUCUCUUAGCUGUGUGUUGACGUAUUUUUCUGCGCAGUCUUCUUUGCUUUCCUCUCGUCUCAUCUUAAUAAUAUGAGUAAAAAAGAGACAGGAUUUUUGAGAAGAAAUGACUUAGCAGGAGAUCACGUCUGUUCGGCAUCCUUCCUUCUAGAGACCUUAGAAGUAAAAUGAUACAUGCAUCCUCACACAGUGCCCGGUGAAGCAGUUUAAGAGGGAUACUGAAGAUUACUUUUAAUCUACAGCCACCAUGCAGUAUAAGAUCACUCUGCUGUAAAAAGCUGACCUCGGAGCUGUGGCCAAACUAUUCAAUUUAAAUCCUAAUGCUGUUAUGACUGUUCAUCAGCAGCAAAUCAUUAGUGUUGCAGACACUGGCACAGCCAAGGAGAGAUGAUUUUAAAAAGGCGGACUUGUCUGCACCCUCUUUCACCCACCAUCCCCUUUGGCUCUCUCUCUUCUCCUCUCUUUCUCUUACUGUUUGUCUCUUUCUACCCCCCCCCCCCCCCCCUUCUCUGAAUUAUACUCACACACACAUACAGACAGACACACACACACUGAGUGUUUUUUCCUCCCAAGUCUCCUCUGCAGCACUCUUUCCAAUGUGCGCAACGCUGCUGGUUUCCGAGAUCUGCUCUGGAUGGCAUAACAAUCAAGUCUCAUGUCUGCAAAAGCGGCUGUGCUAGGAUGAAGAGGUUUGUGACUAUAGUGUUGCGCGGCCUCGUUAGCCUCUCCAAGGAAAACCCCAUCUGGGCAAAGGAGCAUCACCAGCCGCCAAAGAAGGAGAUCAGGAGGAAACGGAGGGCAGUCAAAAGAGCCAGGAACAUGGGCAGACGCAACUUAGUGAGGGCGGUUGGUAUUUCUCCAGUGGUCAGUCAGCCAGAUGACUGAAGAUUUCUGUUUCCUAUUAUUUGGUCGUCCCUGUUCUGAGGUUGGAUGUUUUGAGUAUUUGGCAGUGAUGUCUUAUUAGGCCUAAGUUUGCACCUGUGAGGUGUCUAAUUGUGUGCCUGCGUUAUUUAGCUUCGUCCUAAAGAUAUUCACCUUGUUUGUCUUUUUUUCUCUCUGUUGUAAGGUUUAUUUUUUAAUGAAGAUAAACUGUUUUACUUUUCUAUGUACCUAGGAUGUUUCAUGAACCUCUUUGUAUUUCUAACAAGUCAAAGUUUGAAUGACAAAUUUGUAAAUAAGAAUGAACAGUCUAUCUCUUGGAACGGAUCAGAAUAGUGCCAUCAUCCAUGUCUACUAUAUAUUCAAACUGCUGAUGCUGGUCUCACCAGGCUGAUGUUCACUCUUUUCCUCUCUCUCUCUAGUGUGUUUAAUCUUAUGCAGCUGGUAGCACCUCAGCAACUCUGCGAAUACGAAAAGUAAUCACAUAUCAGUAAAGUGUGAACGCUACUAGUCUCAAGAUUCCUUCUCUGCUCUUUCCUAUUAGCUCCCUGAAAUGACAUUUAUUACUGCUCUAUCUGGACAUUUGGUCCAUGGGGAAACAAUAGAGAAUGAUAGAUUGACAGUGUGAGGAAAAUUACCGCCUGAAAAUAAUCCUCCUGUCUCUUGUACUGCUGCCAUUUCAUCAACAUGCAUGGUGUCUGAAUUGACCAUAAUAUGAGGCUCAUAAUAAGCUGGAUAAAGUCACAGAUGCUCCUGAGUGAUCAUAUUGUGUCAGUCAUGCUGCUGCAGAAAAUGUCAAUGAAUCACACAGUUAUUACAAUAGAUGAGUCACUUUGUCUCGCACAAACUCUCAGAGUAAUAAUGUGUAGGUUGUUCAGUGUCUAAACUUAGAUUUUAAUGACAGUGGAAAACACUUAUUUGUUACAGUUAUUGCUGUGCUUUAAACACACCCUGAGGCUACAGAGACAUUGAAUUACCUACUCAAUGAUGCAUGAGUUAAAUACCUGAAUUGCAGCUUGUGCGUUUUUUUUAUUUAACCCAUUAAGCAGAGUUUACUAUGUAAUCUGCUUGAUGUAGUCCUAGAUGGAGGUUUUGAGUCUCUUUUUUAUUAAUUCUUCACACAUUUUGUUUGUCAUUGUGAGCCACAUGAAAAAUGUUGGUUCAGACUGCAAGAUACAAAUCUGUAUCAAUUACAGUCCCACUCCUAUCUUUUUUUUUUCACUACUUUAAGUAUUAUCAUUGUUCUUUAAACUGUGAUAUUGAGUUUUUGUCAAAAUCACAUUACCUGUGUCAUUUUCAAGGGCUGUUCUUCUGUAGAGCUCCAGUAGCUCAUUAGCAAUUCGCCUCUGAGUCAUGGGUGGAGACAACGCUGCUCUGCACUCCCCUUUUCAUGCUAGCUUGCAGCCUAACAUUGCUGGUGCACUAAAAGUGGCAGGUAACAAAGGAGAUAUUCAGCUCUCAGACACUACUGUCUUUGGUGACAUGAUAAAAGCUAAUAUCAUUAUUAGCUUUCUACUAGCAUUGCAAUCCGCUAACGCACACGCUUGUUCCGCGAUUGUCCUCUCUACUUCUCUAAGUCUGGCCUGCAUAGCUGUGUUCUGGGGGCGGAGCUUGCAGUUGUGACAUAGAAAAUCUCUCUGUGUCUGAGCCUGCAGUUUGGGUUUGCCAGGGAUUCACAGCAGAUACAAUCAGAAAAGCAGUUUCGCAUUUAUUUUUCUCAUGAUAUGUCCUGUAGCAUCAGAAAAAUGCCAUAUAAACAUGUAGACAACAAGAAAAUGUGAUAUUUAUCAGAGUGGGCCUUUAAAGUGUUGAUUAUUUAGUUUUCUUAGUUUUUUGUCAUUUUUUAAAACCCUCUCUUCUGUCUUUACUUUUUAUUUCACUUUUUUGAGUAUUUCUUCAGACUCUCGACUUUGCCAUUGACGCCUUGUUUUGGCCUUUCCGCUGCGCCUUAUUUGUGAACUUUCCAUAGUUCUACUUUCUCUGUAGGAAUGACACAAAGAAGUGAAGCCUGUCACAUGAAACAGGAAGGCACACCCCAUCCCCUAAAGUGCUCUGUGCCACAGGAAACAAAAAGUCUGCCACAGCAGAGAGCAAAACACAUCAUGAAGAUGUGCUGGAAAACGACACAUAUCUUUAAAAACUUGUAUUACACCGGAAAAGAAAUAGCUACUGUGGACCUUUUUAAAAAAGGAUUGAUGGAAAACUUUUAAACAUGAAUCAAACUGAAAAAGGGGGAUUGAGGGUGUGUCUUUCCUUUCAAUCAGUGUCCGUGUGUAUUUGUGAGCAGAGCAGUCAAGUCACCGUAAUCCUCGGCUCCCUUUAUCUCCUGUUUUUGUUUAUUUUUGAUUGGGUGCGGAUCAACGACAGAAACAGUUGUUAACAAAAAAGUGAGCUCUAAAUACAUGAAAUAAUCCCUCCAUCCAAAUGGUACCACUGAAACUUAAAGUAGAUGAGUUUGACCUCUCAAAUUAGAUAUUUAGCAAUGACUUAAUCGUCAUAGAUUUAUAUUAUCCAAUCCAAUCCACUUUUAUUUAUAGAGCACAUUUAAAAAACAAUCAAGUUUAGCAAUCAGGUGCUGCACAGUGCAGUAAAAUAAGUUAAAACACACAAAACAUCAAGAGCUGUCAGAGAAUAAAUAUAAUAAAAUAUUUUUUUUUAUAUAAAAACCACAUAAAACACUUUGGGGAAAAAAUAAUAAAGAAAUAAAAUGAAAUAAAAACAUUGUAAGAGCAAAUUAAAAAAAAAAAAAAAAAACAGAAAAAGAGACAUGAAAACCAGACUGGAAGGUCUCGAGAAUGCCACGCUCAUCUAAAAGUUGUAUGAGUUCAACUUGGAGAAUCUGGAUUUUUUUGUGAAGGGAAGUACUUGGGGUUCGUCCUGGCUCUAGAUGAGGCUGAGGUUAUAUCAUUCUCGCCUUGUAAACACGUCUGCAUACUUGUUCAAGCAAACACUUUUUGUAAGCAACAUAUUUUAGGAAUUUUGAUAACUGUAUGAAUGAAGAAAGAAAAGAAACUUUUAGAUCAAAUACUUCAUUUCAUGCAUUCUGGUUGUAUUUUUGUGCAUUCAUUUAUCAUAAAAAGUCUUGGCUGGAAUUUAAUUUUUCAGUUCCUUUUUAAAACAACAGCUUUUUUUUAGCUUGGACUGAUGCCAUAGACUCAGGGUGUUUGUCUGGUUGAUGUUUUUUUUUCAUAAUUCGAUCAGGCACAUAGAAAUCAGCACUAGGGAUGGGCGUUAUAGGCUAAAAAAAUUAUCACAAUAAGAUUUACCAUUCUGGCGAUAACGAUAAAAGUCCAGAUAAAAAUAUCAUAAUUCCAAUCUAUAUUCUUUGACUCAUUUUGUCCUGAGAACACCAGUUGGAGUUGUUCAAAUAAGAUACGUAACCACAAGUUUGAGUGGAAGGUUAUGGAGAAAACUAAUGACAUUAAACAAGUCUCAGAUGUGGAAACAUUUUCAGCAUUUGUUGAAAACUCUUAUUGCACGGAGUGAACAGCAGCAGAUCCACCAUCCGAUGUCAGGCAUAUCUGACUGCACUUGUCUAAGCCAGUGUUUCUCAAGUCCAGUCCUCGAGGCCCACUGUCCUGCAUGUUUUGGAUGUUUCCCUGCUCCAACACACCUGAUUCAAAUGAUGAGCUCGUUAUCAAGCUCUGUAAUGGCUUAAUAACGAGCUCAUCAUUUGAAUCAGGUGUGUUGGAGCAGGGAAACAUCCAAAACAUGCAGGACAGUGGGCCUCGAGGACUGGACUUGAGAAACACUGAUCUAAGCCUCAAUCUUGAAGGAAAUCCCUCAUGUGGAGCUUUGUUCAGUAACGAGCUGCUCAGAAACGUCUUCUUCAUUUCCUUCGGCCAUGUUUGUUUGUUAUUCUGCUCUAUGUGGGCUAUGGCUGCGAGUCACUUAAGUCAUCAACUUGCAUUUUUUGUAUUUAUCAUGAGAUGACAAAUAUUUAUCAUGAAAGAUUAUUCUAAUGAAAUAUCGUGAACGAUAAUUUAUCGCCCAUCCCUACCUGCUACAUAAACUCAGGGUUUUUGUCUGGUUGAUGUCUGUAUGUUUUUUCAUAAUUCAAUCAAGCACAUAGGCAUCAGCACUCUGUGUCAUAUUUGUGAUUUUGAUUAUUGAUCAUUCUGUUUGUUACUUGGCCUGAAGUUCAAUUGAAUAAAAAAUCCCUAAACUUAAUUUUAACACAAAUGUUGGCAAACAUUCAAGCUCAGUGUUUUCUUCUUAUACUUGGUUUGUGUUUGUUGACUUUUCAACUCAAUCUACUGUAUGAUUAUGUAAUUGGUUAUUAGAUCUUUGUAGUCAAACUGAAGCUGUGUGUGUAACAGUGUGUACAUCAGUCCAAAGUUUAAAUACUUGACUUUGCCUCAUCACCCCAUCACCUCGCCAGCUGGCUGAGAGGGUUGGACAGGAAAUGUUGUACAGUCUGAUAGCUGGCAGGUACAAAGGAGCGCCUGCAGCCCUCUGAACUUUCAGGUUAUUGCUAGAAUCUCUUCAGUCCUCUUCUUAGUCUGUUUCACUCCCCAGUACUGUCCAGUUUAGUCAGUUAGGAGCUAACAUUUGGAGGGUAAAUUUGACACUGACUGUGGGCUAGAUUGUCAGAUUCCUCUGAUAUCCAAUCAUGCACUCUCUACUUUUUACUACCUUUUCAAUUAUGUAAGUACAGACCGAAACGUGCGGAGGCCUGUGCCCUGCUGUGUGUUACCUCCCCGACUGAGCUUUACCUCUUGAAGCCUAUGGCAGGCUGUAAUUUAUCAAAGUAAACAGAAUCGAGGCAGGCACAGGCACGAGUCCACCUGCAGCCAAAAAGAACCAGGCUCAGCUAGUCAACCGCAAAAUAUAGUGUCACCACUCUUUUCAUGUAAUACCCCCUGAUUUCUGCUAGUAUGAAUGAUUUUCUGUGUUUUUAAUGGCAUGUUUUUCUAUGUGCUAAUACUCUGCCACAUCCUCUUUUUACUCUGUAUUUCACUCCCUGACAUACCUGACAGUGGUCUCAUUAGGCUCCAUUCCUGUUCUCCUGUGUGACACUCCCCCUGAUUGUUUUGUUUUUGCCUCUUUCAGAUGAUAUUGACGGUGUACCUCAGUGACGGGGAGCAGGCUCUGACUGAGGUGCCCAUUACUCCUGAGACAACGUGCCGCGAUGUCGUCGAGUUCUGCAAAGAGCCUGGUGAGAGCGGCUGCCACCUUGCAGAGGUUUGGAGAGGAAACGGUAAGCUGGAGUGCUGGAACUUGAUGUUAAAGUGGAGAAGUAAAAGCUAUCAUUUUAACUGAGCUUGACACUUUUCCUACAGGCAGAAGAAUUUGUUCGGACAAAGAAGUUGCUGUUAGCGUUCCCUGUUUAUUUUGAAACACAAACGAUUCUCUAAACACAAAAGAAAAAUACAGGCUCUGCAUAAACAAAAACACAUCCUCCCAUCGUGAUUUAUUCUCAGACUGGAAUAGGUCUCUUGAAGUUUACAUUUGUGGGUCAGAAAAAGUGAUAUGUGCCGGUACAGUCCACAUCACUGUCACUGCAGAUUCCAGUGGGUCCAAACGAUUUGCUCCCGUCACCAGAGUCGUGCUGACAUACCCAGUGUUAUCAGCAUUUUUUACUGAGGGGCCACUCCCUUGUUGGAGACUACAUCCCAGCCCUGGGGCUUUAUUAACCCACGUUAUGCAACCGUGUUCGGCUGCUCUCUCACAAUGUAGCUGUCUACCCCUGAAACCUCCUAAAACCUCUCUGUCUUUGUCUCUGUCUCUUUGUUUACCGGCCUCCCGAUGACUGACAGGCUCCUGAAAUGCUAAAACUUUGUUUUGGCACACAGUCACACUCCUGUCCAUCAAUCAAAGGGAUUCCUUUUUUUUGGAGAUAUCAUCACUUCAUACUGCCAAGACAUAAACAGAUGAAAGCAUGAAGAAGCUCAUAGCAAAAUCUUAUCAGCUGUUCUGAGAUGUUUUUUCUUUCUAUCAGAUUUCAGUUGACCGAACAUUAACAACAGACACACACACAAACACUUCCACUGAUGUUUAUGACCUGAAAAAAGUGUGAGGGAGAGGAAAGGGAGAACUGUUACAUGUAAUGGUUGUGCUGAUAUAAUUGCAUUUUUCUAGUAUUUAAAAGAGUAGCUCCUUACUGUUCUUAUAUGUCUGUAAUAUGUAACGUCAAGUAGGGCUGGGCAAUAUCCCGAUAUAUUGAGCAGUUCACCGUUAACGAUAAAUGGACAAUAACUACUCCACGAGCUGCUCACCCCCUCCCACCUUAACUUUGUUUACUACAGCCGCCACGCCAGCCACUACAACUUUUGAACCGUCCUCCAUCUCCUCACCUGUCUUUCCCUCUUUGUUACGGACUGGAUGGGGUGGAGUCACAUCUCUGACGUAGGACAGCGUCUUAAAGAGACAUGAGACCAUAGCCUUCCUACACACAUCCAAAACCUACUUUAAUUUAUUUGUUUGACACUGAAUAUAUGGGCAUGCGCAAAAUUAUUACAGGUAUUGUCGUUAAAUUUUUUGUUAAUUUUUGGUUUAUCGCCCAGCCCCGACGCCAAGGUUAGCACAAAGACAGCAAAUGAAGAAACAGAUGGACAAAACAAGAGAGUUUAGCACUUUGGUUUACAGUUCUAAACUUGCCAACUGAAAAAAAGACGUUAACUUGUUCUACGUAUGAGCAUUAGAGUUGAUGGAAAGUAAAUUUUGUUGGCUUUCCCCAGAGCUAUACCAGCCUCUUUUCUAGUUGUGAUGCCAAGCUGUCAAAUUGGUUGUGGGUCUCACUUUUACGAAGAUGGUGUGAGGAUUCAGUUGGUUACUUUAAAAGUGGCAAAAUGACAAAUCAUCUUUCUUUCUCUGUAGAGCGAGCGAUCCCCUUCGAACACAUGAUGUAUGAACACCUUCAGAAAUGGGGGCCUCGGAAGCAAGAAGUCAAGUUCUUUCUACGGCACGAAGACUCUCCGACCGAGAGCAGUGAUCAAGGUGAGUGUCUUCACGCUUUCCUCAGGCUGCAGUCGAGGGUUGUCAGGGAGCUCGUGACAUCUGUUUUGGCUGGCUGCUCAGCUUUGGAGGCCAGUGCCAGUAGACUCUCACUCUUCCUCACUCCUCACCUGGUAUAUGUAGUCUCUGGGUUUGGGGUAUGUUUACCUUCUUGUCUUUGUUUCACAUUUUUACUUUGACUUAAUUUCCUCUUAUACAUGAAGGAGCCACAAAUCGACAGAGCCAGGCAGCUGUGAAGUGCUACCUUUUUUGUAAAAACAGAACUGUCUGUGGCCAUUUCUACACAUUUUCUACAAGGGGUGUCCUGAUACAAAUUUUUUUACCUCCAAUACGAUACCGAUAUUGUAGCUGUCACUAUUGCCCAAUAUCGAUAUUAGCACAAACUUUGCAUGAUAAGUUUUGCACUGCAGUGUUGUUUUCGUUGAUGAUGACGUUGACGAAAUAUUUCCGUCAACGUCAUCGUUCAACGAAAACAACACUGCAGAAUAUAUGUUUAGCGUUUGACUGAUGAAAUGCUCAUGAAUUUUGCAACUCUGUUCGUCGUCCACCACUAACGUUUUCGUCUAGUCUCGUCUCGUCAACGUAAACGCACAUUCGUCUCGUCACAUUUUAGUUAUCUAAGACUUAUAUUUAGCUUGUCAACGUCACGUCUUCGUCGUGGAAAAAAAGGGGGUCAAUGAAAACAACACUGGACUGCCGAUAUCAGAGAUUUUAGAUGCAGGCUGAUAUAAUCCGAUAUUUGAUUUUUUGUUUAUCGGACCAAUAUCAAUAUCGUAUCGGGACAUCCCUAUUUGCAACACUGCGUAGGGUUCAAUAUUUGAUCUAAUUCCUUCUUGUUUAAUGACCAUACAGCCUCUGGGAAGUUUGGAGGCCGGGGAUGUAACCUGGGGCUAGUCAUGUAGGUCAUAAAGGAUUUUUUGGUCAGAACGAUUCUGUGUGUCAUUAUCUAUGGUUGGACAAGCAGCUUACAGUGAAAGAAUGGAGCUGAAAUGGAGAUUCCACAUCUGUUAACUGGAUGUUAGUGGGACUUUAUGCCAAUGUCUGUAAAGAAUGAUGUUUACAAUAUGUUAAGUUGUUGUCAGAUGGUAGCGGGUGGAUUCUGGGAUUGCAUUACAGCAGAUAUACUAAGCAUCUCCGCUCUCCACACAGACCAUUUUCCUACAUACAUCCAAAGAUCACCAAAAUGUCCGAGGGAACCACGGUUAUGCAUAUGGAGAAUUCUUUUACACAGAUUAAGUAGGAUUGAAAACCAAGUUUUGGUUGAUGGGUGGUUGGAAAUAUCCAAGGCUGAAAUCCAUACAAAUAUGGAUUACACAAAAAGGUUUCUCUAUGUGGAAGAAAAGGUCUUUUUGUGAUGUGAUGUGCUGCAGAUCUGUUUCAGAUUUGGCAGAAGUUUUGUAUCCGACCAGGUAGGGGAUUUUUGCAACCCAAGGUAUCCUGUGAGUUUUUGGACCUGCAGCAGAACAGUCCUGUUUGCCAUCAUUUCCUUUGAAGUUUUGAAUAAUUCAAACUCAUCUUCCUGUCAAGCUUUUCUUAUGAAGAAGUUUGAGUCAGGUGGCUGAGGUCAGCAGUGCUUGUCCCACUUCUCAAAUCCCACUGUCAUGGGCGAUCAUGUCUGCAAAUGUUCAAACUCUCCCUGACAAUGGUUGUAGCCUCUGAAUCUGCAGUUGUGUGCUUGUGUGCAUGCUGGUCUGUGCUUCGUGAUGGUGACUGUGUUUCUUCUUGCAGGGAGUCAGCAGUCUCAGGAUCAGACGAGUCGCAGAAGUGGGAACACUGGAGAGAAGCACAAUGAGAAUGGGGUGAGACUUAAUUAGCUUUAUCUAAAUGAUUUGAAAAUAGAAACUGCCCUUGCAAUUGCUCACUUUAAUUUGGUGCCUUCUGUCAUGUAUAGAUUAAGGCUUUAAUGGGAGUAAUAUAUAAAAAGGUAACACAAGGAGUCGAAACCCUAUAUACACUUUUAUUCAAAUACAUAAAGAGCUUAACAAACUAAGUACAGAGGCCAUUAUGUAACCCUUGGCUAGCUGUAGAAGAAAAAAGUAAGCAUUUAUGGAGAGAGAGAAACAAAAGGUGAUAUAAGAACAAAAUCCUUAACAGAGCUUCACCAAAGAAAGGUUUCAAAUCUUCUCAAAUGUCAUUCUGAACCGGUAAACUGAGUGUCUGGUCAUAUUUUAUAUCAGGAAUUUUCCAGUGUACUGUUAAAGCGGCACUUUCAACCCACUUGACUUUAAAAUAACAGCUUAAAAAAAAUCACAGUAUCGGCAACAACACUCGUAAGAUGAAGAACUUGGCCUCUUUUCAGUCACCUGUUCUUGAACUAUCAAACAUGUCUGAGCAAGUAACACCUCCUGUUAGAUCCAACAGAAGACAGCAUGGCUUCGUGUCACACUUUUCCUGUUCCCAGUGUCACCAGUCCGACUUGGUUUUCUAAAUGCAGAUCUUGUUGCAGAGACAAAGCGACAAGAUCAGAGAAACUGAAUGGCUGAGCAAAGAUGCCGUACAAUAUUUCGCCAACUGGCUGUACCCUGCAACUGUUGUGACGUAAUCAACUAUUUUUAGUGCCUCACUCGACAGAUGUUGUGCCAAAUUACCUAGAUGUGUACAGGGGUGAAAACAUACUAUAUGUCUAAGCGAGUAUUUAGUUUUUAAAUUCAGUUCUACUUGAAUUUUCUGUAGCUUUCUCGAAUAAAUUCAGACUUUGCAUUUUUUCUUAUAUACCAUUUGUACCUAAAAUAUUGCAAAAACAAAUUUUAGUGGGAGCCAUUACAAGGUUAUAAUAGUUUUUAAUUUUUCAUUAUAGUUCAGUUUUACUUUGUUUGGACUUUGUUUUUUUCUCUAAUUCAGUGAGUUUUAAUUUAGUUUCUAGAGUGGGUUUGUCCGUUUUCAUCAGUUUUUAUAUUUUUCUGAAUGAUUAGUUUUAGUUUAGUUUUAUUAUUUUUAGUAUUAAUUUUAGUUUUUCAUACUUGGCAAUAAGGUUAUUUACUUGUGCAGCACUGUGUGAUAUGAAUUUUGGCUCGAGUGAGAAGACUUCUACAGCAUCUAGUCCAGGGCUGUUCAAUUUAAAAUUCAGUCAGGCCCGAUUUUCAAACUAAGGACAUGAGCUUGGCUGGACAUUUUUAGCAGACAAUUAGCAAAGUUAACCACUUAAAAGAAACACAAAUAGAUAAUAUAACAAACACACAUGAUGUUUAUUAACAUAUUGCCACAUCCAUCAAGGCCAUAAGCACAAUAAAAGAGCAGUACUUAAACUAAACCUAUGCUGAAAUACUACUUCUUUAAAUUUGACAUUUCAAACACAUAACUUUAACACAUUAUGACUGGUAAUUACAAACAUAUGUGAAGCUGCAUAUGAACUUAGAAACAAAAUAGAGAUAAGAAACAAGAUCUUUUGUUUUGAUCACAUCUAAAAGUGCAUAACAGAAUAACUUUUCAAAUUCAAUGUUUGUUAUAAUGUUGGAAUCUUGGUAAGAACUUGUCAGUGUUAGUAAAAUAUGUUUUUCUGUUUCUCUCGCUGGACCCAAGUCCCAAUUGAACAGGGCUGGUCUAGUCAGUAUUAUAUUUUCUGUUGUGGACUUUUAUAUUUCAAUUGUUGUGGACUUUUUUGAUCACAUGGCUAUUUCCUGCAUUCUUUGUCAUUUCUUAUGUGACAUUCCACUCGGUGCAUAGUUAGCUUUAAUUCUGGUAGUAAUCAUUAGUGUGGUUUGUUGUCAUAUCUGUAGAUGGCUUCAUUUAUUCUAGCUAAUAUUUAUUGUUACAUGGAAAAAUUGAUUCAAAAUGACUAACUCCUUAAUCCAUGGGAACAGCUGGCAGGGACAAACAGCCAUUGCAUAAUAUAUAAAACUCCAAAUCUAUGGUUUAAUAAUUAUACUUGAUAUAAAUAGUAGUUUUAAAAUGCCAUAGGAGCUUGCUGUUAUUCUGAUAUGUAAAAAAUACUUAUUUCUUUUUUGGGGGGUCUUAAAAAGACCUUUACAGUCCUGAAUGAGAUUUUCAAACACGUGCAUAAACCCUGUGAUGCCAGAAUUCCAGUAUUUACCAUGGUGAAAGUUUAACGAUGUGUGGCUUUAUAAGGAUUCACAACAUGAACAACAUGACAAGCCCUUGUGUUUUAGGACAGGCCCAUUUUUCAUACUCCACCACUAUUUCUCCUUGAGGUGAACCCAUUGUUGUGCAUGUCGAGCUCUAGCCUUGGGAAGCAUGUAUGCUCUGAGAUGCGAAUGACUCUGAUAAAAGCAGCCUCUGGCAUUGCAUCCUUUCUCUCUCCAACCGGCUGUCCCAGAUUUCACAAAAGGAAAGUGUUGUGGUCAAGGAAUCGUAGCUAAUUUAACCUUAAUGGUGGAGGGAACAGCUCAGUGCAGAAAUAAAUGCGGGGGGUUCGGUUUUUGUUUUAAAAAAGACUAGAGAACAGGAGAACCCAGAAGCCGUCCUGAUUUUUAUGCUGAAAGUAUUGUUAACAAAAUAUGUUUUUAUGUAUAAAUGAGUCAGCCUAUGAUCAGCAGACUCUAUUAAAGCAGAAAAGCAGAAUAAUCUUUUUAUGGUCUUUUAUUAUCAGCUACAUGGACAACUCUGUUUAACCUCCCAAGAGCUAAGGCUCAUUUGUGUCUGAGUUCCUUCCUAAUAUCUGAUUUAGAGGAUUAUAUCAGUCAGCCUGCUGGAUGAUAUAACUGCUCCUAAGAGGAUCAUUGCUUUGGCUUUUCCAUGGGCUGCUGCCCAAACCCCCUCUGGCCUUUCUCUCCACCAGGCAGCAGAGCUGAUCAUCCUCUGAAAGAGACAUGGCCUUGUAAAGAGCAGAGGAGCCUCAAGGGACUACUACAGUGAUCACACGUAUUUUCAAUAUUCUUGAGUAUCCCAGUAGUGAUGAUGCUGACACGCAUUAUUUAGAUUUUUUUUCUGUCUUUUACUUUUUUUUAAACCAGAAGUUGAGAUAUUACGUUGACUGUCCAUAAAGUAUUCUGCAGUUGUUUUAAUUUCCAAUUAAUAAUUUUAGGUAUUUAUUCAGGGUUCCUACGCAAGUAUGAAAAAGUAUGGAAAUAAAUUAGUCAAUUUCUGGGUCUUAAAAAGUAUGAAAAAUGAAAAAUAAAGUGUGGAAAAAUAUUCAUGUUUCCAGACUAUUACCACAGUUCUAAAAUACUGUUUUCUAAAAUGGAAAAGUAGGUUUUUCCAAAAAUAAUUCUAAAAAGUACGGUUCGGGAAAGUGAAAACUCCAACUGUGUAGAAACCUGUUUAUUGAAGUUAAAUACAACACAUACUCUGGUUUCAGGGAGAACAGAAAUGUGUGGUUUUUUAUUUUUUGCUACCAGUGUCGGAUUUUCUUUUCAUUCCUUUACUAAUGGGGUCAUUUCAGUCCCAUAGUUGAAAACAGCAGUACUCUCUAUCAGCGCCACAAGCUUUUUAAAAAGAGCUCUGUCAUAAAAUGCUCCAUAAAAAGUUCCCAAGGAGAACUAAAUUUCAAUGAAUUGGUGCUGUUUAGGUGAAUGUUUAUUGAUAUGGUUCUUUUUUGGAAAAGAUUUAUUUCUUUUAGCAUUUUUUUCUAUGGGAACCAGUCACCAUUGAUUCUUCACUUCAGGCACCGUGAACUAUUUUAGUUCCACAGUGUAGAGCAGUGGUUCUCAAGUCCAGUCCUCGAGGCCCACUGUCCUGCAUGUUUUGGUUAUGUUUCCCUGCUCCAACACACCUGAUUCAAAUGAUUAGCUCGUUAUUAAGCCAUUGCAGAGCUUGAUAACGAGCUGAUCAUUUGAAUCAGGUGUGUAGAGGAACCUGUCAGGUCCUGCUCCGGAGUAGGUCUUCAAUCAGCAUAAGAGGGACUUUAUGUGGUGGAAGUGCACAGUGAUUGGUCCAUAAAAGAGUGAACAUAGAUUGUUUGAACAAGAGCCAGUUUAAUACCGCCUGUCACCACUUUUAAAUCCCAGUGUAAACAUCAGCAAAUUAAUGUUAAAUAAGGAUUAGAGACAGGCUCUAAAUAUCUUGGGAAGAAAAGGAAAAAAUUAUUGACGGAUUGACUGCCAGGGCUUGAGUGAGUGUUCACACACUGAAGAAGAUACAGCAUUUUGAUUUGGCAAAGCGUAAUAUUAAAAUCUUGGAGAGUAUUUUCUGCCACACUGAGACUGCACCACACAGAAAAGCAGUACAGUCAGAAAAUGAAAACAAGACUUCAAUGCUCCCAUCACUACAUCCUCCAUAUUUUCAGUUCUGUGGUGUAAGUGAUGUUGCUCUUCCCACUACUAACAGAACUUACUUCACUUUUAGGCUCAUAUCAGUUGUCACUGUGGCAGUGGGAAUGCAGAUAGGAAAAAGUCUUCAUGUAGUUUUCAAGGACAUCUCUGGAUAGCUCCCACUAAAAAAGCAGCUUUUCAUCUGUAAAUGUCAGCUGAUACUGCUGAAUGCUAAGUGCAGUUUCCUGAGACAAUGUGUCUAUAGAAAGAAUAUUAACAUCCAAGUCACUGUUUUAAAACCCAGAGUCAUUCAGUUUGUUUCUCAUAUACAAGAUGGAUAUGAAAGGAGUCAUUGAAGGAAGAGUCAUAAGAUGUUCAUGAUCUGUGGAUCAUUUUGGCAGUAUUCCAGCAUUGUGCCUUAGCCUGUAGAAAUCUUAAUUUGGAGGGAGUAAUGUGAUGUUGCCUUGUUGUACAAUGGUUAGGGCUGAAACGAUUCCUUGAAUACCUCAGGUACCUCAAUUACAAAAAAUGAUAGAGGAAUUUUCUCUGUAUUAAGUACUCGUUCAUAAGCUCAAAUCGUCACUGUUUCGCACUGAUUAUUUUCAAGGUGACACCACGGUAGAAGGAGGAGUUAGCACGGUUUUAAUUUUGCGGAGCGGAAAAAAUGAAUGAUGAGAGGGGCUUUUCUCCUGCAGAGCUCCAGUAGCUCAUUAGCACUUCGCCUCUGGGUUGUGGGCGGAGACAGCGCUGCUCUGCACACUCCUCUACACGCUAGCUUGUAGCCUGACAUUGCCGGUGUAGUAGCAGACGAACAAGCAGGUAACAAGCACAUGCUUGUUCUGCGUUCCUUGUUUCUAGAAAAGGAAAACAAUUGAUUGUUUGUUUCUAAGUUACAUGUCUUAUUUUCUCUUGUAAGUUAAUAAUAACACUUUAACUAAAAAAUAUAUGUUUUAUCCGAUUACUCUAUUAAUCGAUGGAAUAUUCGGUAGAAUACUCAAUGGCUAAAUUACUCUGUAGUUGCAGCCCUAACGAUGGUGUCCCCCUCUGCUCAUUUGGGUGUUUCUCUGGCUUCCUCUCCAUCCCUGUCUGAGGGUGUGUGUGUCUACCUCUCUCUUGGGUGAAUUGUCACUGAUGCUGUGUUGCCUGAGUGCAUCCUUUGCUAGUGUGUGUGUGUGUGUGCUGGUGGCUUCUCCCUGCUCUCCCCUCCUCAUUAAAACUAAAGUUGAGUCAAACCUCCCCGAACUCCCACAGCCUCUCGAAGUCUUCCCACAUGGUCUUGUGUUUUACAUGCUUUAAAAUGCCAGGGAGGAAGAAGAAGCUGUCAGAACAGCCUGCUGCAAACACACGGAGUGUUUUUAGAGACAAGAUGAUGAAUGGCUUUUAAAGUGUCGUAGCCUCUCUUAACAACACCAUAAAAGGCCAAUCUCUCCAAAACAGGCAUGUUUAAUUCAGACAAGAUGACUCACAGCAGUGUCCGAGUAAGAGCUAUACACACAAUAUUUUUGUCUUUUGCAUGCCAUGUUUGUUUCACCUGAGGCAUAAAGGUGGAAGACAAUUUCUAAGUGCUUGUCCUACCUUUACUCAAUAAUUUAAUAUGGGGAGAAUCCUCUUUCCAGCCUUCCUGUACUUGUCAGUAACUAACGAGUGGGUAGUAACAGACACGAAAAGACAGGCAUUCAGUUUGAGCUUUAAUCAUUUAAAAACACUAAUAACGUGGAGAGCGAUGAAACUUCUUUGUGAGUUUUCUUCCCUACCAUCAUCCUCGGGGAGUUCUGAGGACUGAUGACGUUACAUUUAGACAAAUGAGAAUUCAAAUUAUACUGGUAGUUCAAAGGUAUGAUUUAAUGUCUUUAGCAUCUUAGGAAUCUUAUCAAGAAAACUGAUGAGCACCUUUCAUAUUUCAGAAACUGGAACUAACACAUCUACUUUCAAUGUUGUGAUUCUUUCUACCUCACCUCGCGGCCUUCAUAUUUUUUUAAAAACGGGUUUUCUGUCUGAACCAGAAUUCUACAUUCUCGUUAAGUCUGCUAUUUGAUAAAAACUCUUGACAGCUCUCCCACGUUGUCUCCUUUCUCAAACUUGUGUUUUGUUUCUGCGUAGCUCGGAGGACUGUACUCACAGCUCAGUGUUUUAUUGCAGUGUAAAUACUGUAGCAGCUGUUCUGCAAAGUUCAGCAGAAAAAGUUUUUCACUUUUUGUUGUGAGCUUCAAAAUCCCCUUAAAGAAGAAUUUUGGCUGAAAAGAAAAACUCAAUUGAAAUAUCUUUGAAAGUGACACAUUUUUGAUCCACUGCUGUGAUGUGGAUUAGCAUUGUCAUCAUUGCAAAUUACAAAUCAUAAGACAAAACAAGUGAGCAUGAGAAACAUGAGUCGUACAAGUUAAUUACAGUGAAGCUUUCCUAACACUGAAAUGAGCAAAAUCAAAUGUUAAUUACUAUUAACUUUAAGAUAUCUGUGCAAAAGAAAAAGUAGUAGGCCUACUUUAGAAGUUUUCAACCCUUUUGACAUUAUCCAUUGGCUGGAUGACUGGUCUGGUAAUGGGGAUACCUUUGGUCUGUUUGAAGAUAACAUGUACAUUUCAAGUUGCUCUUUGCAGUGUUUUCUGGCUGCUUGACAGUUGCUGUUAUCAGCUGCAUUUAUAUCCGUUAUCUAAAGAUUUGCCAGUUGUUGAUUAACUUGUCCUACUUUUAAUCCUCUUUGAGUCAUGUACAGUUGGGUGGAGAUGUAGUCAUAGCACUAUAGCGCUGACUGAUGGCUUACACUGGCUUUGAAAAUAAGAAGUGCUGUUCCUCGUAGUGAAUGAAUAAUGGUAGUUCAUAAAUAAACCUGGAAUACAAGGAAAUCAGUCUUUUUCAGAUAUAUAUUUUUUUAGGAAAAAAAGCAAUGUUGUAUGUUAAGGUCAAUGCAGUUAUCAUUCGUUGAGGCUGUAUAUAAAUGUAUAACAAUAAUCUGACUGUCCCCUAAAACCACUGAGUAGAUCAGUGAAGUGUUUUAUAACAGAGAAGAUUUUAAAAUCACAAUUCACUGGAAAGCACUAAUCAAUCUUAUCAGACCAGUAGAAGACCGUGGAGGAAGACCCAGGACACGCUAGAAGGACUAGGUUUCUCAGGUGGCCAGGGAACUCCUCAGGGUCCCCCCGGAAGAGCUAGAUUAGGCGGCUGGGGAGAGGGGAGACAGGGCUUCCCAGCUUAGGCUUCUUCCCCCCUGCAACCCGACUCCGGAUAAGCAGCCAAAGAUGGAUGGAUGGAUGGAUGGAUGGAUGGAGCACUAAUCUUAUCAGACUUCAACUGUGUGUAAAUGCACAGUUUUGAAUUAAAACUUCAGAACUAUAAAAGUCCUCAGAGCUGUCAGGAUCAUUGAUACCAGGGUCUCCUUGUUUUAAAAACAAAAACAAAACAAAAGCAAAGCCAGGCUCUCAUUGUUUGGUUUCUUUCUGUUUGACCCUCUGGCUGCUGUAAUCAGACAUUUUUAGAAAUGAGUUCUCCAGAAUGCAUCUGUGUGUUUUUAUCUUACAAACAAGUUCUAAGUUUUAAAGCCUAUGUAAUGUCUUGUGUAUAUAUUUAUCCAUUGACUCAUGUGUUCAUGUAUUCAAAGGUGCAAUCACAACAACAUUUUACUAUUCACUUCUACAGCGUUGUGCAUGUUGUUUCUUUACCCACAAAUACAACUUUACACAGUCUUUCACUAAACUACCAUUUACAUGUGUUAGCUCUGACUGGGAUCAAUUAUAACACUAACCCAACAGCUUUAUUAAGAGCUGCUAAAUGAAUUUGUUUUGGCGAGAGGAAGAGUUAUGUAUGCGUGUCAUCAUCGUCAAUGAAGUAACCACAGAGCAAACAUGGAAAGACUGAAUCAAUCUGAAUCAUACAGCAUGUAGCCCAAUAACAUCGGAGCUCUCACUGUACUUUAACUUCUUUUUUUUGUCUAAAUAACUAAGUCUGUAGCACCUUAUAUUAUUGGGCUGUAAUCAACCACAGAAAUUCUUGGUCGACUAAGACCCUGAAAUUUUCUACCAAUAAUCGACUAAUUGGGGGGAGGGUCCGACUCGACUCGACUCUGACGGCAAACCCUUCUGCGGCGCGGCUCUGCUGGAUGAAAAUAUACUGGUAUCAGCCCAAGAAGGCAAUUAAACACAAAAGGCAAGUUGAAACGCUGAAAAUAAUAUUAUGAUAUUCAGCAAACCACCGGACCUUGAUUAACGUGGACGCUCUUCAAUCUUCCUGUCUCCAGACGGUAUCCAGUGAGUUAGGUGAAUCCAAAAUGGUUAAAACAAGGGGGGUGUUUCAAGACAGGCUGUUACCUGUGAAAAAGGGGUGCUAUGAAAACACCCCCAUUAGCACUUGGUACGUUCCUCCUGAUGAAACAAACCACUGACUGUAAAUUGACGCGGAAAAAGUCAAGUCGACCAAUCGGAAAUUUGAUGGACUCCGCAAGUAUCGACCAAUAAAUCGACUAGGACUUUACAGCCCUAUUAUAUCCUUUGAAAUGUCCUUAUGCAUCUUAAAUCUCAGUAACUUAAGUGGGUGUUAACAUCAAGAACACUCUGUUUGUUUGGAUUUUAGUGUGUUGACCAGUUUUGUGUAUAUUUGUGUGUAGGUGGGGAGUCAGCGUGUGGAGCUCACGCUGUCAGAGCUGCAGGAGAUGGCCACUCGGCAGCAGCAGCAAAUUGAGGCUCAGCAGCAGAUGCUCGUUGCAAAGGUAGUUUUUUUUUUUGGUCUUCUUUUCUGUUUUGCUUAUCCUGAAUGUUACGUGUAUUUAAUUCAACAUGGAAGUCUGACCAAACACUGGUUGCUGACUUGAUGUUUUACAUGACAUUCAGAUGUGAUCUGAAAGGUGCAGACAGGUCGUUGAUGUGUCACGAAAUUGGAUCCUACAAUGAUAGACAGAUCUUUAGUGUUUGGCUUUAGCAGGACACAGCCUGUGACCUCUGUCAACCACAGUGAUGUUACUGUCAUCCAAAGAGUCACAUCAUGUCUGAAAAAGGGGCAAACAGUUAUGUAACAAAUAAAUUUGGAGGCAGAAUGAGUCACAGUGCUGGUAUUGUCCAGUCAGGACAAUACUUAUGCUUAAGCCUGUCGAGACACCCGGCACAAAUACCGCAGUGUUACUCAAGACUGUGAUUAAUUCAUCUUUUUUUUUUUAACACACUGAAAACAACCUUUGUCAGACCAGCUUAUAAAAAGUGUCCAUGAAUUAGACACAGUAAGACUUAGGUGGUAAACCUCCACACAGCAGCGCCUGAGUGAGUCUCAGCGGCUUUUCAGGACAGUAACUUAGUCUGACCGCCAUGCCUGUGGUGCGCUGAUCAGUCAUGCAGGAUGAAAACCCACUGUAGACCAGCAGAUAAAAUCACUAUUUAUUGGCUUUUUCAUGGCAGCUAAAAAGUAGGCCCUCUGAGAGCCCUGCAGUCAUUCGGAAACCUGGGUCUGUCAUUUCCUAUUUUAGGACUUUAACUGGAGCAGUUCUCAGUUGGCUAGAGAGAUGUAGUCAUCUGACCCUUUCUGCAGCCUUCAGACAGUCUUGACACAGUACAGCAUUUCAUUCAGAGCAUAUUGGGGAAAGAUUCAGUCUAGUUUCCCAGGAUGUUUGUCAGUGAGUUACAUUUAAGCUUAGGGGUGUUGCAUUGCUGGUUUUAUAUUUGUGCUGGAAUUACAAUGACAAAACAUUUUUACAAAAUUCUACAUUCUUUUUACAGACAGUCCAUUUUUGGUACAGAUUUUUAUCAGUUAACUCUUGUAAUUAUCUGUUUUUUUUGUUGUUGUUAUAUUUCAAUCUUUUUUUUUCCUUCUGAAGGAGCAGCGUUUGCGUUACCUAAAGCAGCAGGAGCGGCGUCAGCAGCAAACUGUCUCAGAGAGUGAGAAACUUCAGAGGCUGAAGGAGCGUGUGGAGGUCCAGGAGGCCAAACUCAAGAAAAUAAGGGCAAUGAGAGGACAGGUGGACUACAGCAAGGUCAUCAAUGGCAACCUGUGUAUGUAAAGAUUACCAACUCAAACAUGUUGACUUCUUGGGAUGGGAAAAACAUGGCUCAUCAAACCUUGAGAUGAGGAUAGGGGAAUUCUACAACAGUCAGAGGGAAAUUAUGCCUUUAAUGAAGUCCCCUUGCGUGUUGAUCAUAAACAAGCUGAUGUGAUUUCUUCAUUUCUUUAAUCCAGCGGCAGAGAUUGAGCAAGUAAGCGGCCUCUUCCAAGAGAAGCAGGCUGAGCUACAGGCUGCAGUGCUGAGGGUCGAGCAGCUCAGUCUGCAGCUGGAGGACCUGAGGAGGGGAAAGCUCAAUGGCAUCCAGACUACGCUGGGUGGUCAAGUAACUGGCGCUGCAGCCUUGGAGCUCCGUAAACUCUACCAGGAGCUUCAGGUACCACCAAAACAUGAGCAGCACUUCAGAAGAUUCUCUUUUUUGUAGAAUCUCCUUUCCUACUGUGAGUUUUUAUGUGUAACUCACUGACAUGUUUUACCCACAGAUCAGGAACAAGUUGAACCAGGAACAGAACAGCAAACUGCAGCAACAGAAGGAGCUUCUCAAUAAACGCAACAUGGAGGUGACGCUGAUGGACAAGCGCAUCAGUGAGCUGCGUGAACGCCUCUACAAGAAAAAAGCUGAGGCACGUCAAAAAGAGAACCUUCCUGUAAGACUAAGAGCGCUUAACACAUCUCCUCUCUAAGACUGUUGUUGUUAAAAAUGCUUCAGACAGAAGUCUCCUGACUCAAGGCUGGAUCAGUCCUGACAGGGCAGAUGGUCUCUGUAAUCCAAAUUUGUCAAAUCUUGUGGACUAAAGUUCAUGCUCCUGCCCCACUAAGAUUGAUUUCUCAUCAGUAUAACUAACAGUGGAUCUUUUCCGGCUUUCUCCUCUUAUAGCUUAACAGAGCCAAUGGGCCUCCGUCUCCCCAGCCGGCUCCGGGCACUCUGGGCCGUGUUGCAGCUGUUGGGCCAUACAUUCAAGUCCCAGUGGGUGGCCGACAGGAGGGAGGGUACACCCUACCUCCAGAUCCACUAAAACCUCAGACUCUUGGCGUCAGUAACCAAGCAAACCAUGGCCGCACCAAGUCAGGUUUGUAGGAUCCUGUAUGAUCUCCUCUUCCAUUCCUUUAAAAAAAUGUUUUACAUUAAAAUUCAACAAAUGAAACACUUGUGUAGAUUUUGAAUAAUGAGGCUAAUUCAGGAAAUGAACCUAUUUCUUAACUUGAAAAGUGAUCCAUACUGUUAGAUAAAGCAGGAAGGCAGAUUAGAGGUGUGGAAGAGCAGCUUAGAUACACACAGUCCUAGCAGCAGCAGCAGCAGAAUCAGUUUCACAUUGCUACACAUUUAACGCGUCUUGCAUGAAAAGCUUGUGACCACUCUAGACCCAAACUGUUACUCUGUUUCCUUCCUUCCUGACUUCUCUGUUUAUCUUACACAUGGACUUAAUUUCUACGAUUUACCUUCCUUUCUAACCUUCCUCUCUUCCUGUGUCGUGUAUCCUGUGUCCUCCUUCCUCUCUUCCUCUCUUCUUCUCUCAUAUGCCUUUCCCUUUCUCUGUUAUGUUUCUGUUUUCACGGGGUGUGGGUGUAUGGGGUUCAACUCUUCCCGGGGCAGAUGGUGUGCGAAAGCCUCCUGGCCCUUGGAAGGUGUCUGAUUUAGACAUCGUUGUGGACCCAGUACCCCCGUCACUUCCAGAAUCACAUCUGGGCACCGGAGCCUCCACUGGCUCUGACGGCACGUCCCGUGAGUGCACAAGUGCAGCAAUAGCACAGGGGUGGCACUUCCUGAACCUUCUCUACUCAUAUAAGCACAGGAUCUUCAGCAUGCACAAGUGUUCCUUUCAAAUAACCAAAACUGUGUUCUGCUCUGACAUGUCUUCAGUUCCCUUCACUCUGAAAUAAUAGGACUGGUUCCUCUCCCUCUGGCAGAUUAAAGCUGAGGGAGUCUGAGGAGGGGCUGAGCAUUAUGGCUGGUUUACUUUAAUACUGACUGUCUGAUGGAAGCAUUUUGUGUGGCGUCUUUUUGUUCUCCUGCUGGAGAAGCAUUGAGCCAUUUUUCUGAGCUGGGGAGAACAACUAUUGACGUUUUAUUUCACAUGCUUUCUCUAAGGAUUGGCUGAUGAUGUCAUAGUAGUCAGAGUGCCAUCUUUAGACACUCUGCUGCCAUCUGCAGAGAUGUUACUCUCUUAAUAGUUUCUAAAAUACUAUCUAGUUUUUAAUUUCCCAAAGGGAACCCUCCCAAAAGGAUCGCUAAAGUUCUAAUCUAAAAAGCACUGCUGAUCCCUGUUUGUGUUUGUACACCUGAGAAGGUUCAAUGAGUCGAGUGCCUCCCACCUUUUACUCAUGAAACACAGUUCAGCAUUUUCUGGCUCUGUUUCUCAUUUCAUAACAUCCCAAGCUUGUCUGACUUUACCCUUGACACCUUAUUCUCACAACAAACCAAGCUGUGAGGGUUAAUUCCCAUGCAUGAGGGAAUACACUUGGACUUGUUAGUCUAUUGAUCACCGAUGAAGACAAAGCUGUUUCCUUUUUAGGCCAAAAUAUGUGACAUUUGAUUUACUUCUGUCAGUUUUACAUUUAAAUUUGUGAGGGAAAAUGUAGUUGCACCAACAGUAUGUUAAUUUAGUAUAAGGAUGCAUUGUUUGGAUUUUAUUAUAGUGGUUGGGAUAACUGGUAAUAACCUGGUUAAGCUCACAUUUUUAAAUUUUUAAAUUUGUAUUUUAUGCACACUUUGGGGUAAGAAAGGCAAAGAUUUUGUGGGCAAACGCGCGCAAAUAUAUUUAUUUUUUACGCCAAUCAGUUCUUACUAAAGUCCUGAUUGUCAAUACUUAAAAAACAAAAACAAAGUCUUUAUUUGCUUUUUUUAAAAACUCCCGUUCAUGCAGUAAUGUUUUUUCCAUGUUUUAAUCCGUAGCCAUCCACUGGGCUGUCAGACUUAACUAGACCCAUGUCAGAAAACCAAAUAUGUUUGUUACAGUCAAAAAAAUUAAUGUAUAUUUGGUUAAUUUCUUGGUGUUCUUCCAUGAAAAACCUUUUAUCCUCAAGUGCUGUAAGUGAAGUGAUUUUGUCACAGGCAGAUUUUCUUCAGUUCUCAAAUACCUGUUGGCUUGGUACUGCAGCACUUGCCAUUGUUUGGGUGCUGAUGCUGCACUGAUGACUUUUCAGGUGCCUUGCAAGAUAGGUUAAAACUUGAGAACAUUUUUCUCUCCUCAUCAAAACACUGUCUUCAUAUGUUUUGCAAACUGCAAUCAUAAUAUCUUCCUCUGAAACAGUAAAAAGCAUCAACAAAAAUGAUGCAGUUUCUAUUGUCUUUUCAGCUUUCUUCUUCUACUUCUUCUUUUACUCCUUUACUUCUUCUUCUACUUCUUCUUCUUCUAUGUCUCCUUCGACUUCUGCUACUACUUCUACUUUUUCUACUUCUACUUCUUUAUCUUCUUCUACUUCUUCUACUUCUGCCUUUCAUACUUCUUCGUCUUCUUCUACUUCUCCUUCUACUUCUUCUACUACUUCUACUUCUUCUACUUCUCCUUCAACUUCUGCUACUACUUCUACUUUUUCUACUUCCACUUCUUUAUCUUCUUCUACUUCUCCUUCUACUUCUGCUUUUUAUACUUCUUCAUCUUCGUCUUCUUCGUCUUCUUCUACUUCUCCUUCUACUUCUGCUACUACUUCUACUUUUUCUUCUUCUUCUUCUUCUUCUUCUUCUGCUUCUUCUUCUUCUUCUUCUUCUUCUCUUUAAAGGCAGACUGUGUACUGCUGUCUAUUGUGUUGAAACACACAGACUUUUUAAUGAGUAAAUGAAAGGAGUUUGAUUGUUAAAAUGUUAUUUUUCAAAUAAGAAUCAGUCAGAUAAUAUUCCCACUGUGGGCUGAUCAAUAAUGUACAUUCCUUAGUGCUCAUUUUGGCUGCCUUGCUGGAGAUGAGAGAUACUUUAUUGGGUCUAUUUUUGGGUUUAAUACUAUUUUGGGUCCAUAACAAGUUGACCUCUUUAUUAGCUUGGUUAUCACUGAUACAAAGUCAUGCAAAUUAUAACACAACUAUGACUGUUGUUUUGUUGUGUUGUCCAUUUCUAUCCUCUUCUUUUACUUUUCACCUAUUCUUGCUGUCUAAAACUUAAUUGCUAUUUGUAUACAGUAUGUUUUAUUACCGCUAUCAGUUAAGUCCCAGGAUCAAACUGUUCUCAAGUUAGUGGCAUUUCUUACCUCUCCUGUUAAAUAGCAAUUUAGUGCCAAAUAUCUUGACUUGAUGAAAGUACACUGCAGCUGAUUACUAACGGAGAUUCAUCGCCAUCACAGCUGUAAAGUGAAGGCUCAGGAUUUUUGUCCUAUUGAUCAACAGCCCCUCUUCAAACACUCUACUGUAGUUUAGGUAAAUGUUACUCAAAGGAGAAAAAGGGAGAGAACUCCUUGUACAAGAGGUUAGAAAAGAUUUUUACGUUACUGAAGGUUUUUGAUCUUCCACACAGAGAAAAAAAUCACCCAGAGAGACUUUUGAGCCUUUCAUUAUAAUUCCACACAAAACUUUUAAUGACCGUUUACUGCCAGUCUUUUCUAAUUCGCAUUUCUCAGUCGAAUGUAUGGCUUUUGGCUACUCUGCACCUCAGAAAGAUUUGAAGUUAUACUAACUACUCUGCCGAAAGAAGUCAUUUUGAGAUAACUGGAUUGAUGUGUCGCAAUCUUUGCUUUUAACAUGCUAACAACAAAAACAAGGCAUCAAACAUUGUUUAAAUCCACUUAAAGUCUGUAUGAUUGAUAGGAUUGUUCCCCCAAAAUCCUGACCCUUCCAAUUUAACACCAAUCUUAGGUCAAAAUGGGACAGCUAUACACUACCUGUGUGUAAAAUGCUGCACAGACUCAUGCUUUUGUAACACCAGCACUAAUAUUCCACUUCAUGUGGCCUCCCACAUAAAGUGACACAUUCUAGAACUGUUACCAUUUAGACCUAGCUCUGGUGGACAUGCGUUGUGGUUCCCCUGAAUUGUACCACAGACUUCUGCUUUCCAUACCACCUCAAUCAUUAACCCUUCUUUUUGCUUUGCCACACACUCACUGUGUCUUGCUUGUGCUACAGCGAAUGAAAGCGGCUGGCCUGCUGUAGGAAAGACCAGCUCAUCUUUAAAGCUCCCUGAGAGACGGGACUCAGGGACUGAAAACCAGGGCAAGAGCCCUCCCUCAGGCUCCCCUGUCGCUCCAGGUGCAGAAAAGGUAAGUCACUUUCCUUUAAUACCCUUUGAUUCAAAUAACAGAGUUCCUCUGUUUCGGUCAUUGACCUCUUGAUGUUCAGUCAAAUCCAUCAAAAAUGCUUAAGGUGAUAGAAAAGGUACAGGAAAUGUAUAGAAAGAAUAACACACACUCCGAGACUUUAAAAAGGAAAAGUCUUUUGCAGAUGGAAACCUGCUGACUCUGUAUUUAUGUCAUGAAAUGAUCUGAGUCCAGCCCACUCAAGUCUAAACUUUUCCUUCACACCUUCCCCUCGCUCCUCUAGACCACCUAUCAACAUAUGUACAUCUAAUCAUGCUAAAUACAAACAUACACUUAGCAUACACACUACCCCCCUCCCAAGCCAUACCCUUCUCUCCCCGUUCAAUUUAUUUUUAUUUUUUAUUUUGUUAUUUGAUUUUUUUUUAACAUUAUAACUUUGCUUGUCUCUUUACUUUUCUUUUAGUUACAUACUGUCUGUUUUAUUUAUACCUCUUAAAAGGGAUAUGUUUGAAGUUGAAGCAAAGCUUUGAUUAUUUUGUAUAUGUCUAAUUUCAUAACUCACAGACUCUAUGGAUACAGCCAUUAACACUUAAAGAGAAAAAGGGGAAAAAAGUGUAAAUGUGACUGACUGUUCUGGAAUUUGAAAUUGAAAUCAAAAUAAAAAUUUCAGUGAAGAAACAAUACUGAAGAUCUCGUCACACAGAUUGGAUUAAUACCUUCAGGACUCCCAGAUUGAAGUCAUAUUUCUCUUUGCAGAACAGAGUUUUAAAGGUAAAUUUAUAAUGUGAUUUUUUUUUCUUUCUUUCAGGUGCUAGAAUCUAAAUUGGCCGUGUCCUCUCCCGCUAUAUCCAAGCCACAGCCACCCCCCUAUGGCUCCCACCUCACUUCUGCAAACUCAGCCAGCUCCCUGGAGCGCCGCAAAGAUGCACCCCCCCUCCCUCGGCCGCUCCCGAAUCCGCCGACUCCUGCUUGGCCCCGUAUCCCUCCCUCAACAGGCUCGUCCUCUCAGCAGAUCCAGCAAAGAAUCUCAGUGCCACCCAGCCCCACCUUCCAGCCUAGUGCUCCACUUUUCCCCCCAGGACUCAGUGAGCGGCUCGACCCCCCGCCAGCCGUGGCAGUGCGCCCCUUCAUCCCAGACAGAGGGUCACGGCCUCAGUCGCCCCGGAAGGGCCCACCAACCAUGAAUUCAAGCUCCAUCUAUCACAUGUAUCUCCAGCAGGCUGCACCAAAAAGCCAGCCUCUAAAGCCGGCUCUCAAAGCAGGUAAGGUCCAGUGGAAGAAUUUGGAGACAUUGUUUUAGCUCCUAGAAAAUGCUGAUACUGCUUUUAAAAUCUUGAAUCCCCAAACGACACCUGACUGUCCUGUCACUGUUUUUUUUUCUCUCUAGUAUAUGGGAAGCCUGUUCUCCCCCCGAGCUCCACGCCCCCCUCACCUCUGCCUUUCAGCCAGGCUGGAGGCGCCUUCCCGCUUCUUCAAGGCCAACCCAGCGGUGAGGACACUUUGGAUGGAGAGUUUGAUGAUCAUGAGUUCUUCCAGCAUCCAGAACCCUUAGCCCCUCCUCCCAGUGUGGAGAACAUCCCUCGACCACUCAGUCCCACUAAGCUAACACCCAUGGUGCACUCCCCGCUGCGCUACCAAAGUGACGCCGACCUCGAAGUGCUCCGCAAGAAGCUGGCCAACGCUCCCAGACCUCUCAAGAAGCGCAGCUCCAUCACAGAGCCAGAGGGCCCCAGCGGACCCAACAUCCAGAAACUUCUUUACCAGAGAUUCAACACUCUGGCAGGAGGCAUAGAAGGAAACGGAGUCAGUGGGUCAGGAGGUAACGGCGCCGGUAAUGGCACACCGUUUUAUCAGCCAUCGCAUCCUUCUGGUUUCGUGGGCGGAGACUCUAUGGCUGACACAGACAACGGUAACCUUCCCUCCGAGUCGCCACUUCCGCCACCUCCAGGGGAGGACGAGCUGGGCUUGGAUGCUCAGACUCCUUCUACAGACGCCAACGACAACGAGCCGCCACCUUCGCCACAAGAAGAGCUCGAGGAUGCCGAUGAAGAAGAGGCACCUGAGGAUGACAACAACAACAACAUGGGAAGCUCUGAGGCGCUACUGCCCAGCCCCGUGCCAGAGGUCACAACUCCAGAAGAGAGCGGCACAGCAGCCCCACAGCACCUGGUGAAAGACACAUCCAUGAACAUCAACAUGCUUUUAAGUGGGCUCCUUCACUUUAAAGUCAAACUAAUGCUUCCUCUUUUGUACAUUUCAGGAAAAACGCACAAACUUGAAAAAGCCGAACUCUGAGCGCACCGGCCAUAGUUUCAGAGUGAAGUUUAACCCUUUGGCUCUCCUGCUGGACGCCUCCUUGGAGGGAGAGUUUGAUCUUGUUCAGAGGAUCAUCUAUGAGGUACAGCGCAAUUCCAUGCCAACACUGGUAUUUUUGUAUCUUCCAUGUAAGACAAGCACUCAUCUUUCCACAUGGGUUUUUGUUUUCAGGUGGAGAAUCCUAGCACUCCAAACGACGAGGGCAUUACCCCCCUGCACAAUGCAGUGUGUGCGGGACAUCACCACAUAGUCAAGUUCCUGCUGGACUUCGGUGUGAACGUCAAUGCAGCAGACAGUGACGGAUGGUGAGUCACACUACAGUGUUUCCCCUAGUAUUUUUUUCAGCAGCUCUUCUUGUAGCCUGUUCCUCAGAUCAGUCUUCACCUAGAAAUUUUCGCUGUUACCCCCAUUCUCUUGCUGCUUAAGGAGCUACGCUGUUAUGUUCACGUUACAUUACGUUACCCAUGCUACUCGCUAUAUAGCCCGUGUUGAUCGGAUAAAAAAGAAAAAAAAUUAAAUCUGUCAUCUCGUUUGAUCGAACACGAUGUUCCGUCACAUUCUUUAACAUUUGUAUGUUUUCAUGUUCUUGUGUAUUCUCAAACAGGACUCCGCUCCAUUGUGCCGCCUCAUGCAACAGUGUUCAUCUCUGCAAGUUGUUGGUUGAGUCAGGGGCCGCCAUCUUUGCGAGCACCAUUAGUGACGUGGAGACCGCUGCAGAUAAGUGUGAGGAGAUGGAAGAAGGCUACAUCCAGUGCUCCCAGUUUCUAUACGGUAAGAAGUAGCUGGUGGUUCUUUGACAGCCUGUGUACUAUAGAGCAACUUGGCAUAUUGUGUUUCAUUGUGAUUGAAACUCUGUUGUGCAGGUGUCCAGGAGAAGUUGGGUGUAAUGAACAAAGGCACAGUGUACGCUCUGUGGGACUACAAAGCUCAGAACCCCGAUGAGCUGGCCUUUAACGAGGGGGACGCGAUCACCAUUCUGCGACGGCAGGAUGACAGUGAAACAGAAUGGUGGUGGGCAAGACUGGAGGACAACGAGGGCUAUGUGCCCCGCAACCUGCUAGGGGUAACUCCAAAAUUACUACAUUUUUUUUCCAUGUACAGUAGGGCUGUUAAAACUGCUCCAAAAUGACGUUUGAAUUUUUGUCCUAAAAAUGACACACAGGUUUGAACAUAUUUGAAUAUCUGUAUUUGCACUUUAUGCCAACAAGAAGACAGGCUUCAUUCAGUGAUUGAAGCAAAUAUUAUACUAAGAUUGACUUAAGUUUUAUAGUAUUUAGUAGGGCCCGACCAAUGCAGAUAACCGAUUAUUCGGGGGGGAAAAAUCCGAUUACCGAUUAAUCGGCAGAUUUUUAAAAAAUUUUAUGAAGUUAUUAAAAAUAUAUAUGUAUUGUAGAUAUCUACAGUAUACUAUAUACUGUAAAUAUACUGUAGGCUACUGCUCUUCACGCCGACAGGGAGACCGACUGAUCAAACUCAGACCACAAAAGCGUUGUCACCUCCUACUUGUCUGGAGUGAAAGUUAUUCACAGCUACAUUUUAAAACACCUGAGUCAACAGUUGAACACUUUCAGAUAGGCAGACACUUUGAAAUGGAAACGUAAAUCCCUGCAGAGCUGUUACUUGCCACUUUGAUUGUUUGUGUCAAACACUUUGACAUGAGGAGGCGGGGGGCUCUUUUACUGGUGUGCCUCUGCUCUCAAGUGUUUGGUAGAAUGUGACUGUGUUGAAACUUCCCACCACUCUGCUCUAUAAUGUCAUUGAUGAAGUAAAUCACAAAAGUAUUGUAAUCAUUUGAAAUGUGAUAAUCUCAAUAAUUCUCUUCUUCAUCUGUUUUCCUUCAGCUGUAUCCAAGGAUCAAGCCUCGCCAGCGCUCCCUGGCGUAGUGAGUCACUGGGCUGGCUUCAGGCUAACAGCUGGACUCGUGACAAAAUGAAGAGCAGAGAACAAAAAGAGCCUGGUGCUCGGUCUUCUCCCCAUGGCCAUAACCUCCUUCCUUCUUGCCCACCCUGUGCUUCUUACAUGAUCCUUUUCUCUGAAGCACUGAACUCUGACACACAUAUUUACAUAUACACACACACACACACACAAACACAAACAAGAAAACACUAGCACUCCAAAUGCGAAAAAUCUCUAACUACUCUCCAUCUUGGCACCCUCCCCCCCCCCCAACUCACACACCUUUUAACUUCUUGCUCUGUCAUUGUCCCACGUUUAUUUUUACCCCUGUUAAGUGUGAGCUCUGUAUCAGACUUCAACUUGAAGAAUAAAACACUAACCUUUGACUCAGUAUUUCUUUCAGUGUUCACACUUCUUCAGUGAUCCUCCUUAACCAGUUCUGUGGUGGCACUGGUUCACAUUGCCACUGUUUGGUGAGCAGUGAAAUGUUUUAACAGUUAUCAGGAUAUUAACGUUUUUUUUUUCUUCUUCUUUAUUACUCCAGUUUGAUCCACUAAUGCAGAAAAAAAGAUGUGCUCUGUGUCUAAUUUCGCUUGUUGUCUAACCACCAAAGAGGAUUACAGAUUGAAAAGUGAAAAUUUAAACACUCCCAGUGACUCUGCACUACUGUUAAAGAUGGAGUGAACAAAUUGAUGAGCUGCUAUAAGUGAUGAUUAACAACUCUCUGGAGCUGAUCUUGGAAUUCUCAUGAAUUAGAAAACUGAUUUCAGGAAGAUAGGAAACGUGUAAGUGCAUAUUAUUAACUGCACAGGCCACAGCUCAAAUCCAACAUAUUUAAGUGUCGAGGGAAACAGAGUGAAAGCCACAAUAUGACUGAUCAGAUUAAAGUGGAUUAAAACCAAAGUUAGUCAUGAAGAAUCUGGCUGCAGAAUUGUUGCGUGAUCAUUAACAUUUUUAAGAAAAGCUUCAGGCAGUAAUUCUGUUUAAUAUAUUUCAAUAUAUUUUUUAACAGCUCUUAUGCUACAGUCUCCAAAACACAGUCAUGAAAAUUAACAUGCAGUAUUUUUGCUAAACCAAAAAUGAAAGUUGCCAAAUUUAAAUGCUGUGUUAUAUACAACCUCCAAUGUGAAAGAUUACACCUAAAGAAGUUAUUUUAUAAUUUACAAUCCUGUAAUGGCUGAAAAAAGGAGCUUUCAACAAACAAUGUUGAGACGGCGACGUCAGUUCUUUUUGCUCUGAUCAGUUUUUUUUGUUUUGUAUAAUAUAUUUUAAUUUAUAUUAACAUUGCUUCAUUAUUUUUAGCAACAGUUUUAACAAUAUGGCAACAAGACCUGCAAGCAGUAUCUCAACAUGACACAAUAAACAGCCGCAUAUUAAAGUUAACCAUUUUAAUGAGCUAUCUUUUAUCCCUGUUAAGCCCCAAACUGGGCGUCUUAUCAUUGAAUAUUAUUUUUUCAUCGUAACAUGUAAUCUCAGGACCAACAUGGUGCUGCUCACACUGUUCAAACCAGUGAUUAUGCUUAUAUUUUAACUCUAUACCAACAUCUUCAUCAUGAAAGCAUUGAUCCAAGCAAAAAAAAAAAAAAAAAACAGUCCAAACUUUGAAAAAGAAGCCAUCAGCAUGUUCAAUUGAAAGAUAAAGAAAGUCUGAAAUGCAAAUGUUCAGAUUCAGACAAUCCUGAUUGUGUCCUGUUCUCUCCCAUUAGAUGCCCCCUUUUUCAGGUAUACACCAUCCCAGAAACACUCAAACGUGUUAUCUGUCACACUAUUUAACAUCUAGAGACCUUUAUCUUACUCUGACCCCUGAGUGACUGAGUGUUGAUGCCGAGUGUGCUUGUGGCCAAGGCUUUCUCAUGGCUUAACCUGUACAUAGUGUGAGGAGAUGGUUUAUGUCUGUUUGCUGUCCGGACAAGUGCGCUUUCUGUAUAAACGCUGUAUUCACAAAUUCAAUUCUGUAAAUGUGAACAAUAAAACAGAGGCUCUGGCAUGGAAAACAACCUUUGUUAUCAUAAUUUAUUUCAACAAUGGAGUUUUCAUUCAGCGUAUGGGGAUUGUAAAUACAACACUUGACCUUCUGAGGCAUCUAUUUGUCACUCUGAGUCUCUCUUUCUCAGUCUGGACCUACACAGUUAUUGCCAAAGAAUUUUCUAACCAUCAGGGUUCGAGAUUUAUACCUGUUGAGAAGAAGUUGUCCCUUGCCACUCCUGCCAAGUGCUUUAGAUAAGAUCAGGUGAUGUACAGAUAAAAUUACUUGUUACUAUCCCCAGAUUAACAGAGAAGGAUGCUUCAGGGACCAAGAACAUCUGGUCCUUACCAUUGACUUAAAAGUAAUAGAAAUGAUUAAUUACAAGGACUUCAAAAAUCCCACAGAAAAUACUUAAACCCUUGUUUCUAAAAAUAAUCAAGGAUUAAAAAAUUAAAAUUAAAACGACAGAUUGAAUGUAAUGCUCCUAAAUUGGGGACAUUCAUGAAUAUCUCAGACUUUUUCUACUAAGUAGGGACCCCUUAAGUCAUUACAUAGUGCUUUUGUUCAGGUUGGGACAUGUCAAACUUUAUUGUCUUCCCCCUAAAUCCAUUCUGUCGUGUCAGUCACCGAAAGGGGAUAAAUCAGACACGCUCAUUCCAGUUGGCACUUUGUUUUCAUAGUUCAGAUUUUUCCACACAUGAUCAGGAGGACAUUUCUGAAACACAUUAUCUCAUGGGUUGAGGACUUUUUCGUUCCCCACUUUUUGGUGCUACUUUUGAUUUUAAGGUUUUUUCUUUGUAACAGUUAUUUGUCGCAACUAAUUGAGGACAUGUGACACAAUUCAAGUUUUAAUACUGUUAUAGUGAAUUAUCACUACUUGCUCAGGAAUUUUAAUGCAACACUUUUAAUAUGUGUGAUACUCCAAUAGUAUCAUACAUACUGUUUUAUUAGUAUUUUAUGGCAGUUUGUACCACAGUGCAUGAGGUAUCUCUGAGAUAAUGUUAUAAUAAUGUUAUAACUAUCAGCAGCAGGUACAUGCUUUUCACUUCAUAUACACUUAACAACAGUGCAAUUGUAUUGUUGACAAUGUGGUAAAAUACAUUCAUUCCGAUAAUAAAACCAUAUCAGCAUAUUUCAUAAGUUUACAAGCUUCCUUAAGGCUUCCUUAAAUAAAAAUGUAAAAAGUUGUAAUUCUUCCAUCAUCGAUAAUCAACCAUAUAACGUGACAUUUGAUAGACUUCAAGUUUAAAUACAAGAAUUUCAAGUCAGAAAGAAUUGGUUUAAAAUUGUAACAAAUAAGGCACAAUGACAUGAAACUACUUUUUAUAUACAGUAGAACAAAAGUCUUGCACCUUCAGACCGAUUGUAUAAUUUAUUUGACCCUGCCGCGAGUCUUCAGCUGAGCAAGCACUUUGUCUACCUGAAACACAGCAGAAAAAUGAAUUUUAAGAACUUUGGAAACAUUGAGGUUAAAUGGUGUUCAAGUUUGUCGAGGUGUUUCUGAGUUACACACAAAAAAAACCCUUCUAUGUAAAAAAAAAACAAAACAAAAAACAACAUAACACAACACAAAAUAUAUAACAAAGUGCAACUGUUUCUGGUUUUGACAAACUUACUCCAGAUAAUGAAGUGUGACCACAGAAAAUCUCUAGUUUUUGAAGGGAUCAGUUGUUAUUUUUAAGUGGUAAGAUAAAGAUACAUUAAUUUUGAAAUAAUCAAUUGUGUUAAUUGUCAUUAACAAAAUUGAUUAUAACUUCUGCAGCUGUGUGUUUAUCUACAAAAAAAAACUAGAAGCUUUGUAUUUGUGCAGAAAAUAGACCAAACUUAAAAUUAGAUUUAUUUGAUAAAUUUAGCAAACGAAGAAACUUUAAAAGGCAGUGUGAGGAAUUUUGAAUGGUUAAAAAAAAAAAAAAAACAGCCUGAAACCGAUGACGGUUUCUCUUGAUGACCUUCAAAACCAAAAGCACACUACUGCUUUUAUUAAGAAUCAACUUUUUUUUUUACUCAACUCUCCAUAAACACUACAGCCCUGCACUUUGACAUACCGUGAUGAACCAAUGGGACUGAGGCCCAUAGCGGAGCUGGGACUUCAGGGUCAUCUUACUUGCAGGAGCCAAAACAUGGAGAUGAAGGUGGGGGACAGAAGAAAAUGGAGGCAUAUGAAACCCCAUUCUGAAAUUACAGGGUAAAAGUCAUUUAAAAUGACAAAGUAAAGACUAAUGAAGUACAGUAGCAGCAGCAGAGAAAACUGACUCGCUUUACCUCACAUCAUCGAGGCAGCUGGCUUUAUUCUUCUCCAGUGCCUCUUGUCCCAUUUGAACCAUUCUCUCCACUGUUAACAGAAAACAUGCUCUUGUCAGUGCAUCAAUCAUUGUGCUUAUGAUCAGUGGUCGAUCAUUACUGUUUUUAGAUGGCUGAUGCUGAUAAUGAUAUUGAGAGAUGCCUGAUAUUUAAUACCAAUGAUUCUGCAUUUCUUGUUUGUCCUUUUUGGCAGGAUAGAAGUCUAAAAGAUCCAUGUGGCAAUACUUACUGAAAAAAUUAUUUCUUUAUCUGAUUUAUAUAUGAAAAAGACAAAAAUACUAGCUAAAUAUGUCGGUCAAAAUCAAGAAAAAAAAGGAAUGCAUAAACCACUUAUUCCAUAUACAUAGGGCUGGAUAUUGACCAUGUUUUAUAUUGAUAUUGAGGGAAAUUAAUUUUCAAUAUAUAUCGUUAUCGUUUUAUCGCCCAGCCCUACAUAUACAAUAAAAUGUUAUAGGUUAGCUAAGCAAGUACCAUGCUGUGGAUGACUAACAAAGUCCUUAAAAAGACUAAUGUAUUGGGGUUAUGCUAUUUUUUUGCUUUCUGCUUUCAAUUUGAUUAGCUGUUUUUCAACACAUUCUUGUUAUAACGACCUUGUGAUGCCGAUAAGAUGCCGAUUAUUACAAGAUGCCGAUCGUUCAUUGAUCAGCACAGUGGGUCUUUAACAUGUUGUAAAACGGGGCAGUAACUUUUUCUUUAGUAAUGUCAGAGAGCUUUAACUUCAUUUCAUCAUUGAUAAAACUGACUGAAUUGUCCUGACACUGCCAAUCACGUGAACCCCCGCCCCAAUAAUCGAUCAAAAAACUGCUGAGUCACUUUUACACAGUGAAGUGAAAACAAAUGCCAAUGUUUCCUGAGUGUGUGGAAAAGCUUCGUGGUUCAGUUCAAGUCCCUCACCUAGAGGUAUGUCGUCCGUCCUGAGAGCUUUACAGUAGUCGAUGUGUGUCCUGGGAAUAACGAGGUAAUGGUGUGUGGCGCCGGGCUGAAUGUCGCGAAAACAGAGCAGCUCGUCAUCCUGGGAAGAAAAGAAAGAAAACAAAAAAACAGAUGAGAGGAAGAACCAGGAGUUUUCAGGUGAUGGAGCUUCGGUACCGUCGGUUCUUACGCUGAGCAGGACUUCCGUGUCUGCCUUGGCAUUGACUAUUUCACAAAAAGGACAGUCUUCACUCCCAGAGGUGUCCUGAGUCCCCAUCGUUCUUGAGUCGGUUAUUAUCCAGAGUGGGCUCUCCAGAGUCAGAUUGAGUCGGACAGUCGAUCAUGUUUGGGCGUGUUGCGGAUAGAAGUCAGGAUAACCAGCCGCUGGCAGAGUUAAUCGAGUGAGUCAUUCAUAGGCUUUACGUUUAUGUCAGUUGUAGAGUCAUUCAGCAGGGUUGUGUCAGUUCAAUCCUUAGAUCACCGAAGCCCAAAUAAGGAUAGAAAGCAGACUGGAUGCACAGGGACGAUUCUGUUUAACUCUCAACACCGAACAAGGUCAGAAAGGUCUGCUGUUUUAAGAUUAUAAUUCAUCUUGACUGUGACAUCCACAAAUGUCAGACAAAGAUUACAGCUCUACAACACGUCAGAGAAACAGCUUUUAUUUCCUUUUCAUCAAGUUCGAAAAAGAUCAAGAUAGAGAUAGGUUUAGGAUUCUGCCAGCAGAGGGCGCCAAAACCGAAAGACCCUGGUAACAACUCAAUAUUUUCAAACUAUCUUUUCAGAGCUAAAAAUGCAAGGUAAAAAAAAUCCUUAUACGAAAGAAAUAUUGUAAAAAAUAAAUAAGUAAAUAAAUAAAAUAAUAAUAAUAACAAAUAAAAAAUAAUAGAUAAAAAGGGGGAGAUUAUAGCUACAUGUUUUUUUUUACACAUACACCAUGUUCCAAUUUAUUAUGCAAAUGAUAUUUUCUCAGAUUUUCAAUGUUAUUGAACAAGAGGCAGGAGGAUCCUACACCUUGAUGUUCACAGGACUCCAGAGGCACCGGCAGCUUUAAAUAUCUGUUUGCUGCUUUGUAAUGGCAUUUUAGCAGCUGUUCUCUUAAUCCAAUGUAUUUGUCUGGCAGAAGACUUCCUCAUUGUGCCUUUUUUCUGCACAAACCUGUGUGUUCUCUGAAUCAGCCACAAAUCUCUUAACAAUACAAUGAUCACAUAUAAGUUUUCUUGAAAUACCCAAGGUUUUCGUACCUUGUGCAAGGUAUGAAACUAUUUCACGCUUUUCAGCAGCAAAGAGAUUCUUUUUCUUUUCCAUAUUGCUUGAAAAUGGUGGUCUGCUUAUUAAUGUCUUUUCCCUUUUUUCUUUUAUCGCUUUUACCUCUAUCUUAUUUCAACUUUCUAUCCUUUUAGCCUUUGUUUUACUUAUAAUCUUUUCGUAUUUUACCUUUUAGGCCUUUCUAUUGAUUUUAUUGUUUUUUCCUGCUCAUUUUUAUUAUUCUAUUUUAUCAUUAAUAUUACCAUCAUUGUUAUUUUAUUAUGAUUUUGUUAUCAUUAUUAAUAUCCUCUUAUAUUUACUCUCCUGUUUCCUGCCCCCCUUUUCUAUUUUAUUUCUUCUUCUUACCUAUUUUAUGGUUUUUAUUUUGGUCCUCAUGGUCUCAUUUUAUGUUGUAGGGUUCUUCUAUUGUCUGGGUUUCUUAUAAAAAUUAAAUUGGCCUUCAAUUCAGAGGCCUUGUUUUAAACUGAGGUUUUGAUUUUAUAUGUUUUUAUUUUCAUGUGUUGAUGUUCUGUGCUUUGCAACUGUUGUCAAAGCACUUUGUAAACUUCUGUUUUUAAAAGUGCUAUAAAAAUAAAGUUAUUAUUAUUGUUAUUAGGCUACUGUUAAUGUGGAACAUCUUUCUUUAGUAGUUUUUCCCUUAACUGGGCUCUCCUGGCAAACUAAAAAUCACAGGUGUCUGAGGCUGAUUUCAGUGAUCCAAAGAGCCCUGAGACACAACAGCAUCCAAGAGUUUAAUUAAAAAGCAAAAAAUUGAAUCUUUACGGCACAAAAACCACAUAAUUCAGUCUGAACAAAAUAAUUUAAUCAUGAUAAAUUUCAUAUUUUGUUUAUACAUUCAUGCUUUCUGUUAUGGCCCUGGCCUGGGGGAACCAGGGCCACACACAACAGUGCCCCGCUCUUCCCACUCCCAAGAAAACCAGCCAACUUCAAGGUCAAAGAUCACAGAGUGGCAGUUUUAUAAGCUUCAGAGGUGAGCAGUGCCAUAACAACACACAAAACAGGUCCCUAACUUCCCUGUAAUAAAAUAAAUGUAAAACAACAGUCAGUGGGUAACGUUACUCCUAACCAAAAACAGGAGGAAACAGGACAGAAAAACAAAUGGCUUCUCCCUCCUACGACUGCCACUAAAUCCCAAAUGCACAAACUAUAACCAGCAAAAAAAAGCAUGCUGGUUAGUUGGAAAUGACAAGAGCAAGGGGCAGAGGUUGGCAUCGGGUGAUGGUUACAGGAAACAAUUGGCAGCACGCACACACACACACACACCUGCAGCUCAUCUCCCACACACACACACACACAGACACUGAUUGCCAUUGCGGAGGAGGGGAGGAGAGAGAGAGAGAGAGAGAGAGAGAGAGAGAGAGCUGUCAGUACAGAAGUCAAACAAUCAAAACACAGAUAUGACCACAGCCAUAACAUUUCAAAUACAUACAGUUCAAUAUUGUAUGUGCGUAUAAUAAAAUUCAGUGCCUGUACACAACAUUACUCCACGCCAAAGUCACACUUCAUGUAGACGGAGUGUUAAGUCAGUUCUCUGAAGUGAUUUGUCAGUUGUGGCUUUCCCUUUGACAGCAGGGAAAUGUAGCUGUUUUACAUGUGUCUUUAAAAACUUAGUGUCCAGAUACAUAUUUCAAUUCUCUUAUCUUUUGACAUCAAAGUAAUGAAGCUGCAGCUUUGUUUACUCCACUCUUCCCUCUCUGUGUGGCUUCCUCUGCUUCAGGUUUCUCUGACAGGUUUGCUUCUUCUCUUCUUUUAAAGUCUGGGACUUCCUCUUCGCGUUGCUUGCUCAAACAGGAAAAACAGCUUUCUAGGCCUCUUACUGGUGGAGCUACUUUUUUAAGACACUUGGUAAGAUAUUCAUCCUGUGAAGAAACUAAUGGUUAUUUAAAAAGGACGUCAUAAUUAUGAUAAAUAUCCCAUGAAAGAGGUAAUUUUCAAAACUCACAGUGAGAAACCUGUAGGUCCCUUGGAUGAACUUAUAGUGAUGAUACUCUGAGAUUUGGCUGGCGGGAGCAAGCACAUGAAGAUGGAGGUGAUCGAUUGACGUGUAUGGAGGUUGGUGGAACCCCAGCCUAUGGAGGAAAAACAGUUAGUAAAAUAUCAUUCAUCCUGACACACUUGUUGGAUACAUUGGAUUGUUCUAUCGGUGUAUUAAACUGUGUAACAAAUACAUGUUUUUAUGUAACAGUGUUUAGGCAGUGGAAGCACCUGCAUUCUCAGGACAGAAGAGGGGGAACCAUUGUAUUUUUUAUUUUGACUUUCUUUUUUAAAUUUCUAACCUAAAAAUUGCCAAGAGCAUUAUAUUUCUAGUGAAUAUUAUAGGCCUGUCACGAUAACAAAUUUUGCUGGACUAUAAUUGUGCUACAAAUUAUUGCCGAUAAACGAUAUUAUUGACACCGUUUUUUAAAUUAUAGAAAAUGAUAAUAUAUGGCAUAAUAAUGCGAGUACACCAUGUCAAAAGUGAUAAACUUUAAUUUCCGCUGUCUGUCAGCGCGCACCAUUUUGCACUGUUUUGUUUAUAUUUGCUUUGCUUACCAAACGCUUGAGUAAGCGGUACCUGUCGGGACGAUGGCUCCGCAGCACCUCCGGCGGUACUUUUUUUGCUCAGUUGGGAAAAAUGGAAGGGAUGAUUGUGCUUGAGGUGCGCAUGCAUGUUCGUCAUAUUCCCCUUCUUUGUCACCACAAUUUUGGAACAAAUACGACGUAUCGGCUCGUCCGUAUUUGUGGGCUCACCUCUUUCAUUUGGUUUAAAGCCGAAAUAUUCCCACACUUGGGCUGUUGCGUUCGGUUUAGACACCAAAGCUGUCGUGUUCAUUCUGUUUGCUUGCUUUUCACUCACGACGCUCACUUGCAGCACUGUAUCCAAAGGUCUGUCUGUGUGCCUGUGCGCGCCUACGUGUGCCUGUGCGCGCCCCCCACCCCCCGUGACAAAGAUACUGAAUGACUGACAGGAGGGUUCACUAACUCCGUUCAUUCCGCUAUAGAGCCAACGCCCCCAGGUGCCGAGAGCAAUGCGCAGAGUGAGACCUCUUCUCUCAUCCAGCGUGUUUGGUAGCGAGAGAGGAGGAAAACAAACGCACGUUAAUUAUCGAGGCUGGCAAAGUUAUCGACCUCGUUUUUAUUUACCAAGCGAUAAGGCGAUUUAUUGAUUAUCGCGACAGGCCUAGAAUAUUAUAAUAAUAUAUAAAUACAGUUCGUUGCUACAUCUGUAAGUGCAAGUUUAAACUCUACUAUGCAAAGCGAAAGCCAUUUAUCAACAACAUCCAGAAAGCCACAUUCUGCGAGUGUUAUAACAGCGUGGCUUCGUAGUAAAAGAGUGUGGGUAUUCGACUGGCCUGCCUGCAGUCCAGACCUGUCUCCAUUGAAAAUAUGUGGCACAUUAUAAAGCGUAAAAUCUGACAACGGAGACCCCGGACUGUUGAACAACUGAAGCUGUACAUCAAGCAAGAAUGGGCAAGAAUUCCACCUUCAAAUCUUCAACAAUUAGUCUCCUCAGUUCCCAAACGUUUAUUGAGUGUUGUUAAAAGGAAAGGUGAUGUAACACAGAGGUAAACAUGCCCCUGUCCCAACUACUUGGUCACGUGUUGCAGCCAUGAAAUUCUGAGUUAAUUAUUAUUUGCAAAAAAAAAAAUAAAGUUUAUGAGUUUGAACAUUAAAUAUCUUGUCUUUAUAGUGUAUUUAAUUGAAUAUAGGUUGAAAAGGAUUUGCAAAUCAUUGUAUUCGGUUUUAAAUACGUUUAUCACAAUUUCCCAACUUCAAUGGAAUUAGGAUUUGUAUGAUUAUUAUUAUAAUACACAAUAUCAAUAUCAUGUUUACUUCAGAACACAGAAUACUAAAUUGUGUCACACGAGUCAGGUCAUCAAUAUAUAUUGCGGCAUCAAUAUUUCGUUCUACUCCUC